GAGAGAGAGCGAGAGAGGGGAGGAAGGAACACACAGAGAGGGAGCAAUGAUAGGAGGUCAGAAGGCGGAGAGAAGGGGGGCAGCUCCGGGACAUGGAGAGGCUCCACUGAGGGGGAGAGGUGAUUGAUUGGGCAUUGGUUUCCAGUAGCCGGGAGCAGCUGAGAGUGAUGGGCCCCUGAGUCCCGCUAUGGAGAAGAAUGUAGGAGAGGAUGACUGCGAGGACUCUGGAGCAGAGACAGGAGGGUAGGUACUGUGUGAGUGACAUACAUCCUCCCUGAUACACACUGGGGCAAUUAAUGUAGUUAUACAGUGUGAGAGCUCAGCAUCCUCCCUGAUACACACUGGGGCAAUUAAUGUAGUUAUACGGUGUGUGAGAGCUCAGCAUCCUCCCUGAUACACACUGGGGCAAUUAAUGUAGUUAUACAGUGUGUGAGAGCUCAGCAUCCUCCCUGAUACACACUGGGGCAAUUAAUGUAGUUAUACAGUGUGUGAGAGCUCAGCAUCCUCCCUGAUACACACUGGGGCAAUUAAUGUAGUUAUACAGUGUGUGAGAGCUCAGCAUCCUCCCUGAUACACACUGGGGCAAUUAAUGUAGUUAUACAGUGUGUGAGAGCUCUGCAUCCUCCCUGAUACACACUGGGGCAAUUAAUGUAGUUAUACAGUGUGUGAGAGCUCAGCAUCCUCCCUGAUACACACUGGGGCAAUUAAUGUAGUUAUACAGUGUGUGAGAGCUCUGCAUCCUCCCUGAUACACACUGGGGCAAUUAAUGUAGUUAUACAGUGUGAGAGCUCAGCAUCCUCCCUGAUACACACUGGGGCAAUUAAUGUAGUUAUACAGUGUGAGAGCCAAGCAUCCUCACUGAUACACACUGGGGCAAUUAAUGUAGUUAUACAGUGUGUGAGAGCUCAGCAUCCUCACUGAUACACACUGGGGCAAUUAAUGUAGUUAUACAGUGUGUGAGUGCACUGCAUCCUCACUGAUACACACUGGGGCAAUUAAUGUAGUUAUACAGUGUGAGAGCUCAGCAUCCUCCCUGAUACACACUGGGGCAAUUAAUGUAGUUAUACAGUGUGAGAGCUCAGCAUCCUCCCUGAUACACACUGGGGCAAUUAAUGUAGUUAUACAGUGUGAGAGCCCAGCAUCCUCACUGAUACACACUGGGGAAAUUAAUGUAGUUAUACAGUGUGUGAGAGCUCAGCAUCCUCACUGAUACACACUGAGGAAAUUAAUGUAGUUAUACAGUGUGAGAGCUCAGCAUCCUCCCUGAUACACACUGGGGCAAUUAAUGUAGUUAUACAGUGUGUAAGAGCCCUGCAUCCUCACUGAUACACACUGGGGCAAUUAAUGUAGUUAUACAGUGUGAGAGCUCAGCAUCCUCCCUGAUACACACUGGGGCAAUUAAUGUAGUUAUGCAGUGUGUGAGAGCUCAGCAUCCUCCCUGAUACACACUGGGGCAAUUAAUGUAGUUAUACAGUGUGAGAGCCCUGCAUCCUCACUGAUACACACUGGGGCAAUUAAUGUAGUUAUACAGUGUGAGUGACAUACAUCCUCCCUGAUACACACUCGGGCAAUUAAUGUAGGUAUACAGUGUGUGAGAGCUCAGCAUCCUCCCUGAUACACACUGGGGCAAUUAAUGUAAUUAUACAGUGUGUGAGAGCUCAGCAUCCUCCCUGAUACACACUGGGGCAAUUAAUGUAGUUAUAUAGUGUGUGAGCUCAGCAUCCUCCCUGAUACACACUGGGGCAAUUAAUGUAGUUAUUUAGUGUGAGAGCUCAGCAUCCUCACUGAUACACACUGGGGCAAUUAAUGUAGUUAUACAGUGUGUGAGUGCACUGCAUCCUCACUGAUACACACUGGAGCAAUUAAUGUAGUUAUACAGAGUGAGAGCUCAGCAUCCUCCCUGAUACACACUGGGGCAAUUAAUGUAGUUAUACAGUGUGAGAGCCCAGCAUCCUCACUGAUACACACUGGGGCAAUUAAUGUAGUUAUACAGUGUGUGAGAGCUCAGCAUCCUCACUGAUACACACUGGGGCAAUUAAUGUAGUUAUACAGUGUGAGAGCUCAGCAUCCUCCCUGAUACACACUAGGGGAAUUAAUGUAGUUAUACAGUGUGAGAGCUCAGCAUCCUCCCUGAUACACACUGGGGCAAUUAAUGUAGUUAUGCAGUGUGUGAGAGCUCAGCAUCCUCCCUGAUACACACGGGGGCAAUUAAUGUAGUUAUACAGUGUGAGAGCCCUGCAUCCUCACUGAUACACACUGGGGCAAUUAAUGUAGUUAUACAGUGUGAGUGACAUACAUCCUCCCUGAUACACACUCGGGCAAUUAAUGUAGGUAUACAGUGUGUGAGAGCUCAGCAUCCUCCCUGAUACACACUGGGGCAAUUAAUGUAAUUAUACAGUGUGUGAGAGCUCAGCAUCCUCCCUGAUACACACUGGGGCAAUUAAUGUAGUUAUACAGUGUGAGAGCUCAGCAUCCUCCCUGAUACACACUGGGGCAAUUAAUGUAGUUAUAUAGUGUGUGAGCUCAGCAUCCUCCCUGAUACACACUGUGGCAAUUAAUGUAGUUAUUUAGUGUGAGAGCUCAGCAUCCUCACUGAUACACACUGGGGCAAUUAAUGUAGUUAUACAGUGUGUGAGUGCACUGCAUCCUCACUGAUACACACUGGAGCAAUUAAUGUAGUUAUACAGUGUGUGAGAGCUCAGCAUCCUCACUGAUACACACUGGGGCAAUUAAUGUAGUUAUACAGUGUGAGAGCUCAGCAUCCUCCUUGAUACACACUGGGGCAAUUAAUGUAGUUAUACAGUGUGUGAGAGCUCAGCAUCCUCCACUGAUACACACUGGGGCAAUUAAUGUAGUUAUACAGUGUGUGAGAGCUCAGCAUCCUCCCUGAUACACACUGGGGCAAUUAAUGUAGUUAUACAGUGUGUGAGAGCUCAGCAUCCUCCCUGAUACACACUGGGGCAAUUAAUGUAGUUAUACAGUGUGAGAGCUCAGCAUCCUCCUUGAUACACACUGGGGCAAUUAAUGUAGUUAUACAGUGUGUAAGAGCUCAGCAUCCUCCCUGAUACACACUGGGGCAAUUAAUGUAGUUAUACAGUGUGUGAGAGCUCAGCAUCCUCCCUGAUACACACUGGGGCAAUUAAUGUAGUUAUACAGUGUGAGAGCUCAGCAUCCUCACUGAUACACACUGGGGCAAUUAAUGUAGUUAUACAGUGUGUGAGUGCACUGCAUCCUCACUGAUACACACUGGAGCAAUUAAUGUAGUUAUACAGUGUGUGAGAGCUCAGCAUCCUCACUGAUACACACUGGGGCAAUUAAUGUAGUUAUACAGUGUGAGAGCUCAGCAUCCUCCUUGAUACACACUGGGGCAAUUAAUGUAGUUAUACAGUGUGUGAGAGCUCAGCAUCCUCACUGAUACACACUGGGGCAAUUAAUGUAGUUAUACAGUGUGAGAGCUCAGCAUCCUCCCUGAUACACACUGGGGCAAUUAAUGUAGUUAUACAGUGUGUGAGAGCUCAGCAUCCUCCCUGAUACACACUGGGGCAAUUAAUGUAGUUAUACAGUGUGAGAGCUCAGCAUCCUCCCUGAUACACACUGGGGCAAUUAAUGUAGUUAUACAGUGUGUGAGAGCACAGCAUCCUCACUGAUACACACUGGGGCAAUUAAUGUAGUUAUACAGUGUGUGAGAGCUCAGCAUCCUCCCUGAUACACACUGGGGCAAUUAAUGUAGUUAUAGUGUGUGAGCUCAGCAUCCUCCUCACUGAUACACACUGGGGCAAUUAAUGUAGUUAUACAGUGUGUGAGAGCUCAGCAUCCUCCACUGAUACACACUGGGGCAAUUAAUGUAGUUAUACAGUGUGUGAGAGCAGCAUCCUCACUGAUACACACUGGGCAAUUAAUGUAGUUAUACAGUGUGUGAGAGCUCAGCAUCCUCACUGAUACACACUGGGGCAAUUAAUGUAGUUAUACAGUGUGAGAGCUCAGCAUCCUCCUGAUACACACUGGGGCAAUUAAUGUAGUUAUACAGUGUGAGAGCUCAGCAUCCUCCCUGAUACACACUGGGGCAAUUAAUGUAGUUAUACAGUGUGUGAGAGCUCAGCAUCCUCACUGAUACACACUGGGGCAAUUAAUGUAGUUAUUCAGUAUGAGAGCUCAGCAUCCUCCUUGAUACACACUGGGGCAAUUAAUGUAGUUAUACAGUGUGAGAGCUCAGCAUCCUCCCUGAUACACACUGGGGCAAUUAAUGUAGUUAUACAGUGUGAGAGCUCAGCAUCCUCCCUGAUACACACUGGGGCAAUUAAUGUAGUUAUACAGUGUGUGAGAGCACAGCAUCCUCACUGAUACACACUGGGGCAAUUAAUGUAGUUGAUACACACUGGGGCAGUAUGAGAGCUCAGCAUCCUCCCUGAUACACAAUGGGGCAAUUAAUGUAGUUAUACAGUAUGAGAGCUCCAUCCUCCUGAUACACACUGGGGCAAUGCAAGCAGUGUAUGUACUGCAAUGUAAGAGCUUUUCAUCUUUUAGUACAAUGCAUGGCACCUAUACCUCUCAGUAUAUCUACCUAAAUAUAAAUCAACAUUCAGUUAUCUGCACCUCUGCCUUUAUAUAGAGAUACACGAAAAUGUACAUUUCAGGUGUUUUGUGUAAUCCCAGCAACUUUCCAAUUGAGCAUGUUCUGUUAUCCCUAUCUAUAAAGCAUAAUUUACUUACAUUACUCUGUUAUCCCUAUCUAUAAAGCACAAUUCACUUACAUUACUACAGCAAGACUUACCUGUAUAGGCUGUCAGGUGCCCACAGUUUGCAACAUACAUUGUAAGAUGUUCUUUGGCUUGAAAUACUAUAACCAUUAAUAUCAUGUGAGAGGAUAUUAUCCAAGGGCUAUUUAACCCUCAGGUGCCAGGGUGUUAAACCACUGAUUUCUGAGUCAGUCCUAGAAAGGGUUAAUUAAUAUAAACAGGUUCACUGUUUGCUGUUGAGGAAUCUGUCACUGUCAGUGAGAGAGAUAACUAAGAUACAUUGAUUUGCCUUAUAAACAGUGGGAUGCUUUUAUAAACAGUGAUCUUAAUGAGAGCUACAUGACCCAGGGAUGUGCAGUCUGAUACAGAAAGUUUUUUUUUUUUUUAAGAUAAAAAUGUCUUGUCUCAUUUUAAAGGAACAUUGCAUUGGGUUUAAAUUAUAAAAAAAAAAAACAGUAAUUAUAUUUUUACUUAUUUUCAAAACGCGCAUUUUAAAAAUAUUGAGGCAUUUUAAAAUUUGCUUUGUUUUGGUUUUUUUUUAAGGUAGGAAAGUGAGGCUUUGGGAUAAUUAUAUGGUAUCUGGUUUCAGAGUUACAAAAAGUAAUAACACUAGAUUGUUGGUCACUAUGGCUACAAUUCAAAGUUAAUGAAUAUAAUCAAAGGUGGCUUGCAGCUUAAUAUAUAGCUUUUAUCAUCUGAAGGCAGGCAUGAUGAUCCAUUAAGCAACAAGGAAUUUAUUCACUAAACAAGCACAUUGUAUUGAACUGAAAAUAAUUUGCAGUUCAGCUAUAGUCAACGCUAGGUUUUUUUAGCCACCUUCUUAGUCCAGUGUUUAAGUACUUUAUUUCUUUGUUUAGUAAAUGAAUCCUUCAGUUUCAUAUUUUCAUCAAUUCAUGCUUCCCUAUUCAAGCCAUAAAUGUCAGUACUUUAAUUGAUAACUAAGCUAAAUAGUCAAAGUGCCACUUUCAAUUUGAGUUUGCCUAGGGCUAGGCAAUUGGUGUAGAUGUGAGGACAUUACGAAUUAUGUGAUUACAAGUCCCAUCAAAAUCAGUUCAGUUGCCCAUCCCACUGUUGCACUGGACCAUUGCUGAAUCUUGGCUCAUAUUCUACCUCCUUCACUCUAGUCAAACUUGGAUGGCUGCAGGUAGUGGGAGCUGUAGGUGUGUAAUUUAACCUAUGCAGUGGUCUGUGGAGUCCACCAUCAGGUAUGCCUGACCUCUUGUCACAAUGGGGUUAAAGCGGGGGGAAAAACUGCUUUUCUUUCAAGUUAUUUAUUUUUUCUUGAAUGUAUAGACCGGAAGCUUCAUUGUAUAUUCCUGUUAAGUUUGAUCAGUAUUUUUAAUAUAACUUUAUUCAAUAAUGUCAUGUUUAACAUGAGAAUUUGUUAUUUUUUAAUGCGAUAAAACCUUGUAACAUAAAUCUGCAAUUUAAAGGAAAAGUAUUAUGAACUAUAUACAUGAAGUAUAUAUUUUGCUGACUGAGAUAAUUUAAUGAGACAAGCCACUCUAGAGACUUUGCCACCUCAUAAAGUGAAUACAGUUACCUGACUGAAUCCAGAUAUUUGUAUUAUAAAGGUCAUUCGGCCUACGCUUACGUCCUCGUGAGUACAUAGUGCACUCCCAUCCUUCUCUCCUAAUGUCCCCAUGAAUUUAUUUACGUUUCACGGUGACAAAAUUAUUUCUUGUAUUAGAAAACGGAUUCUCUCUGGACCUGGAAUAAGAUACUGUGAAUUUCACGUUCCACUAUUGCGUGCAAUUGCCAUAGCAAACUGUUUGUAAAAAAUUAUACAGCUAUUCUCUCCCAGCACUAAACGAAAUGUUGCAGUAAUUGCUUUAUAUCUCUGUAAUACAAUUAUCAGAUUAACAACUCACAAAAUGGUAAAAUUGUUUAUACAGGAACAGGACCUUCCUUUUCGAUUGAUUCUGUUUACACCGAUUUGUUUGUGCUUAUUUUAUUUCCCUAUUAUAAAAAUCUGCUGUGUGUGUUGAUGUUAUGUAAAUGAAACAGGUGAUCGGUUCUUGAUAUAGGCAUCAAAAUAAACACGUAUAGAUUUCUCCAUGGUCUUUUCACCGGUUUAAAAAUGGUUCAUGGUUUUUAAAUGUAUUCUUAAUUUAUUUAUUAUUCUACUUUUGUUUUUUUCUUACCGAGUGCCAAAAUAUUACACUGCAUUUCAAAAUGAUUGUUGAUAAUUAUCGUUCUUUCAUUGCAAAUCAAAAAAGAACAAAAAGAGAAAUCUUGUUUCUUAAAGGAAUAGCUCAUUAAAUACAACUUUCAGCCCAUCUGGAGUUAAUUAAAAGUAAAUCUGAUAAAACUCAUUUCAUUCACCCACUGCACAGUGCUGCGGAAUAUAUUGGUGCUUUACAAAUAGCAAAUCAUUCUAAGAAUUACAACAACAACAACAACAAAAAAAUAAUAAUAAUUACAUUUAUAUUUAAAUCUGCAUAUUUUAUGUACAUGUUUGCUAACUGUGCAAAAUCCAUCAGACAGUCCCAAUUUUACACCAUUAUCCCACUUGCCAUUUUGUUUCCCUGUCAAUCUACGUGAUACCAAUACCUUUUUACCCUGGUUAGCUACCUUGAUGGGCAUCGUAACAAGUCCGACUCUUUACAGCUGUGUCCAUCGCCUAACUCAUUCAAAUUGUUACCUCCCGACACCAUACUUGUCUUAACAAAGGAUGCACAUUAGCAUGAAGCAAGAAAAAAUCAGAAGUGAGUUUCUCUUUGCUGCUAAAUUACUGAUAUACUUAUUUUUUUGACCAUGUUUGUAAUGCAUGCAGUAACAAGGAGGGCUAGCUCAUUCCUGAAGUAUCUCGUUUAAAUACUACAUUUGAAAGAAUUAGUGUUUUAAGAUUUCUCUUCUGCAAAGAUUAUUUUUUCAAAACCAUUCUAAAGUAUACAAUUAAUGUCACCAAUGUAAAUAGGAAUCCCCAGAGCAGAAUCUCCAUCAUUGGAGAAAAUGCUCCAGGGAACGAAAUCUCUAUAGUUAUAGUUUCCCCUAGAGAUAAAAAGUGACAAUGAAGCAAUAAAAUAUAAAGUGCACCUGUCAUAUUGGUGCUUAAAGCAGUUUUGUAUCCAGCACAAAAAAGUAGCUGUUCCCUGUUUUCAUUUGUUAAUUUUCACAUGGGGUUCAGCUAUAUAUUUAUUUUUGUAUAAAAUCUGAUUUAGAAAUAGGCACAGUGUCUGUGGUCUUCCCUGCUUCUGUGCUGGGAGUGAAGCAAGAAAGACCAUAUAGACCAGGCCUAUCCAACCUGCGCCCCCCCCCACCCCCCCCAGAUGUUGCUGAACUACAACUCCCAUGAUUCUUUCAAUUAAACAGAUAGCCAGGGAAUCAUGGGAGUUGUAGUUCAGCAACAUCUGGGGGGGCCGCAGGUUGGACAGCCCUGAUAUAGACUGUCGGUUUUCAAACACUGUCUUACCCAAGGUGUAUAUAUAUGGCUGAAAGAUCCUGUCCUAUACUAAAGGUAGUCAGUGGCGUACCUACCUACCCUCACCUCAGGGGGCCCGGCCGCAGCCACAACCCCAGCCACCGUGGGCUGCCUGCAUAUUUCUAGGCUGGUGCACAGCCGCACCGGCCCAGGUCUGCGGUUCCCGUGUGUCUGGCAGGAGGGGAGAGCAUCAUGCCUGUGUGUAGCGUGGCCAAGUGGUCUGACAGGAAGUGCUCACUGUAAGAGCACUUCCUGUCAGACCGGGAACCACGGCGAGAAGCAGAUACAGGAGUGGGGAGAAAUGGAGGAAUGGGACACAGGGAGUGUCACGGCAAGGGUGUAUAAUUUAUUAUUACACUAUGGAAUAUCAUCUUUUAAUGUAAUUUGUGUAGUAAAUAGCACAAAUUACAGAGAUGCUAUUGCUGAGGUCAACAGGGGUUACAUCUUUUGAAGCUGGGACCCCCACAGACAGGCCCGGACUGGCCAUCGGGCACACUGGGCAAAUGCCCGGUGGGCCGCGGUGGCCGUGGGGCCGAGGCCAGCAGGGGAGGUCACAGGAUCUCCCCUGCCGGUCUAUGCAGGGCCGGCGCUGUCCGAGCGCCGGCCCCGCUGUCUUCCAUGGAGGGCCGGUGGGGAGAUCAAAGAUCCCUCACCGGCCCACAUGCUCAAACGCGGCCGCCGGCGGGGGGAGAGGGAGGGAGACAGCCGCCAGGAGAGAGGACCCGGCGGAGCUCUAACUUGCAGCUCCGCCGGGAUUCUCUCGCGAGAUCCGGACCGUUGCUAUGGCAACUGGCCGGGUCUCGCGAGAGUGAACUCUAGCCCCAAAGGGCUAGAGUUCACUUACCACGAGGACCACCAGGGAUGGCUGGCAGGAGCACGACCCCCCCCCUUCCAGGCUACAGGUAAGAAUAGAGGGAGGGAGGAGAAGGGGGGGGGAUAUAAUGUAUUUAUUUUUAUUAUUUAUUAUUAUGUAUUUAUUUUUAUUAUUAUUAUUUAUUAUUAUUAUUAUUUAUUAUUAUGUAUUUAUUUUUAUUAUUUAUUAUUAUUAUUUAUUAUUAUGUAUUUAUUAUUAUUUUUUAGUAAAACAUUAAUAGUGCCAUUUACCUGCCUCCCCCCAAUACAAAAUCCUUGCAAACACACACAUCACCCUCACCCAGCACCCUAACACAUACACAGCACCCUAACACACACACACAGCACCCUAACACCAGCACCCUAACAUUGACACAGCACCCUAACACACACACAGCACCCUAACACCAGCACCCUAACAUUGACACAGCACCCUAGCACACACACAGCACCCUAACACCAGCACCCUAACAUUGACACAGCACCCUAACACCAGCACCCUAACAUUGACACAGAACCCUAACACACACACAGCACCCUAACACCAGCACCCUAACAUUGACACAGCACCCUAACACACACACAGCACCCUAACACCAGCACCCUAACAUUGACACAGAACCCUGCACCCACACAGCACACACUAGCACACAGCACCCUAACAUUGACACACACCCUAACACACACAGCACCCUAACACACACACAGCACCCUAACACUCACACAGCACCCUAACACACACACAGCACCCUACCACACCCUAACAGCACCCUAACAUUGACACAGCACCCUAACACACACACAGCACCCUAACACCAGCACCCUAACAUUGACACAGAACCCUAACACACACAGCACCCCAACACACACACAGCACCCUAACACAGCACCCUAACAUUGACACAUCACCCUAACACACACACAGCACCGUAGCACUCACACAACACCCUAACACACACACAGCACCCCAACACACACACACACACACAGCACCCUAACACCAGCACCCUAACAUUGACACAGCACCCUAACACACACACACAGCACCCUAACACCAGCACCCUAACAUUGACACAGCACCCUAAAACACACACAGCACCCUAACACAUACAGCAACCUAGCACACACACACACCACCCCAACACAUACACAGCACACACAGCACCCCAACACACACAGCACCCCAACACACAUCACCCUCACACACACACACAUCACCCUCAAAUACACAGAACCCACACACAGCACCCUCACACACAGCACCCUCACACACAGCACCCUCACACACAGCACCCUCACACACACAUACUGCACCCCCCCACACAAACAGCACCUUCCCACACACACUAUACUCCUCACAAAUGCACAAUACACCCCUCACACACACAGCACCCCCCAAACACACUGCGCCAGUCACACACUCACUAGAUCUCCUAUACGCACUCCUGAGUCCUUCAAACACACACUAGAUCCCCUACACACAGACGCUGCACCACUUAUACACAGACUACAUUUCUGACAUACACACUCAGGAUCCCCUAUGAACACACUAGAUAUCCUUUAAGCAAACACAUAGUGUCUCCAUAAAUGGGAUACAUUGAGUAUUCCAAUUACGGAAACCCCUGAGACAAGUUUCAAGCAAACACAAUGCAAGCAUGUUAUUAAAUUUUCUUGCGCUGUGCAGAUCAAAUACAGGGCCCUUUUCUCAUGCCCUGGAAGAGCAUUGAACCAACAUGCUCACUUUGAGAUGGGGCGUGCUUGUCAUUGGGGAUGACAAAACACAACCUAUCUGGCCCUGCCCCCUUUUCAGUGGGCCGCUGUAAUUAAAAAUGCCCUGGCCGAAUUUUUUCCCCAGUCCGGCCCUGCCCACAGAGGUCAGAUGACAGAAGGGGUAGUGUGAAUGGCAUAAGGAUGUGAAAAGGAUUUUACUAUAUGGAUGUGAAGUAAUCAAGGUUUUGCAAGGUGUAAGGUUCUACACUUGGAAAAAGUCUGAAUGUCUCUUCAUCCAUUUGGCAUAUACCUUGUAAAGGAUAGUUCAAUCAUUUGAAAUGGUAAUGGGAUUCGUUUCAUGAAGAUCCUUGUGUUCCAGUAUCUUAUCCAAGUGAAACAUUCAUACUUACCCACAGGUUAAUAAUUAAGCCUCAUUUUUAUUAUAUUUGGAAUGGGACAAGCCCAAUCUUUUAAUUAAGCCCAAACAUGAGUUGCACAACUUAAACCAUGUGGCAGGACUUGUGAUGUCCGUCCUAUUGGAUCGUGGGUGGGGCGUGCAACAUGUCUUUGGAAUGGGAAAACAAUAACAAAUUCAUAGAGGCAAUUAUUAUUUCUGUGGCAAGUACAGUAGAGGAGAUAAAACCAAAAGUUUGUAUGUGGGUUGUUGGUUUCUGGAACAAAGGAGGUGGUCACUUAGUAUCCCUAUUGCUCCACCCCUGGGUGAGGCAUGGCAAUUCACAGGGUAUAUCUCCUGUGAUUCUGAAGGGUGUUUGUGUACUUGCUUGGGGCCAAAAUCUAAUUUUGAGUAAGUCACCAUCUUUCCUUGCCAGAGACCCCCUGGACAGAAGUUGUACUUUGAAAACCUAAGUGAGUAAUUAGGACUUCUGUAUUUUAUCCUUUUUGUUUUUAUCUGUUGUUGGUGUAAAUAAUUUGUUUAUCAUAUAUUUUUAUAUGCACCGUGACUAUCUUUUGCUCAUAAUAAACAUUUAUUUAUUAAGUUUUGCCUUUGUCUGGUUAAGAAUCACGUUACCUGAAGAGACCAGUUAGUAUUUUUAUAAUUCCUUAAAUAUUGUGCUAAGUAAUAUUUGGUGGGUUUUAUUAUUGAUUUACCUGGGGGACCAAGGCACCCCAUUUAUAAAUUGUCUUGGUGGUGGCAGCGUUAAAAUAGUAAUAGUUAUAUUAUUAUGUUUAAGUGUGGGUGGUGUUAAAGGGGGAUUUUGUCAUUAUUUCCGGUCUAGUGCAGACAAAUAGUGAACUUUAACCCUUUCACAACCACAACUACGUCACGCACACUCUUGGAGUAGUGUGUGUUCGUGACAGGGAGGGGUUAGAGGGAAUGGGACAUGGGUUGGGGGGGAGGUUACGAGACACACUGAGGGGGGGAGGGAAUGGGACACAUGGAGGGGCUGGUGGGGAAGAGGGCAUGGGACAUAUGAAGGAGUUGAGGGGGAGAGGUAAUAGAACGCAUGGAAAGGCUUUUGGGUUAAGUGAAUGAGACACAUGGGGUGGUCUGGGGGUGGGUAUGAGACACCUGGAGUAGUUGGGGGGAGGGAAUUAGACACAUGGGAGGGGUGGGCCCAGGGCAAUUUUUGCCCCGAAGCCCGGUGUUUUCUACUUACGCCUCUGAAGGUAGUGAUGAGUUUUUCCUCAUUUUUUUCAUUUUUACAAUUGUCCUGCCAUUGUAUGACAAUAUCCAGAUAUGCCGUUAUCAAUUUUGGGAUGUCUGUGUCUUAGGAUGUCAUGAUAACCUUUCUGGUACCAGUUAUCCUGCUCAUCAGUUGCAUAUUUUUUUUAAUAAAUUCGUGUUUCCCAAUCUCAUUUCCCAAAGCAGAAAAAAAGUUCAGAAUUCAGUCCAGAAAAAAAAUCUGGCAAAGCCUCUCCUUCACUCACUAACUAAAUGAUCUAUGCCUCUAACUUUUUUUUUUUUUUUUUUAAUCUUAAAGAGUUUAAAAGUAGGACUGGCGUGUCAUGGCAUAGGCUUAUUUAAAAUAGUUAUUUUUAUUUUAAUGAAUAUUAAAUAAAUACUCCAGGUACCAUAAACACUUCAAUCUACUGUGGUGGCUAUGGUGUCAAUGAUGCCCUGGCAUCCUUCCAGAGUAAGCAAUCAAACAAUUUAGGAAUGGUUAGAUAAGUUCCCUGGGUCUUGCCUGACGCCUACCAACACCUCUUUGCUGUCUGAAUUUCUCUCACCAAGCUGGUUGUACAGGCCCAUGCUCAACUGUUGUUCUCAGCCAAUGAUUGCAACUCUGCAACACAGACUUAGCUCAUUGAAGAUAACUGAAGCUCAUCCUUAUUUACCCACAUGGGGACUGCAAUCAGAAGUACUAGACUCUGAACAUGGCAUAGGCUCACACGAGCACCAGCUCACUGAAUAGUUAUGAUGUAUUUUUACAAGUUUUGCUAUAUGUAUUUUUGUUUUGUGUUUUUCAUAUGUUAAAAGGCUUAAAAAAAAAAAAGAUAACUCAAGCUCUUUUCAAGAGCUUCCAGAACCAGUGGAACUAGUGGUGGGCAGCAGACUAGACCCAGGUAAGUGUCAAACCAUUCUUAAAAGACCACUAUAGGCACCCAGACCACUUCAGCUUAAUGAAGUGGUCUGGGUGCCAGGUCCCUCUAGGAUUAACCCUUUCUGCUGUAAAUAUAGCAGUUUUAGAGAAACUACUAUGUUUACAAAUGGGUUAAUCCAGCCUCCAGUGGCUGUCUCAUUGACAGCCGCUAGAGGUGCUUCCGCGCUUCUCACUGUGAUUUUCACAGUGAGAAGACACCAGCGUCCAUAGGAAAGCAUUGAGAAUGCUUUCAUAUGGACUGGCUGAAUGCAAGCGGCUCUUGCCGCGCAUGCGCUUUCUGACGAUGACGGCGAAGGAGGAGGAGAGUCCCCAGCGCCGAGGGAUCUCGGCGCUGGAGAAAGGUGAGUGUUUAACCCCCUUCCUCCCCAUAGAGCCUGGUGGGAGUGAGACCCUGAGGGUGGGGGCACCCUCAGGGCACUAUAGUGCCAGGAAAACAAGUUUGUUUUCCUGGCACUAUAGUGGUCCUUUAAACGAUUUGACUUCUUACUCUAGGAGAGUUUUGAGACUCUCCCGGCACCAUAACCACUACAGUCCACUGUAACUUAUGGUGAUUGGAAUAUUCCUCUAACUUAAUUUUUAUUUGUUACGAGUUUUUACUGUUUUGAAAAUAUAUCUGGAAAAUUGCUGGUUGUAUGCUGUGUUCUGGAACAGUGUUCAGUUAAUUCCUUCCAAACUUAUUUCAGGCAAAGCCAUUACUCCUGGGCAACAAUUCAUUUCAGUCUGAAAUCCUCCUUUCUGUAUUAAUUAUAAAAUACCCUCGUGUUACCACAUGUCCUUUACUUAGAGAAGCUGGUAGUCAGAUUAUUGGACCAAAAUAGUGUCAGAAUAAUGAGAGAAUCCGAUAAGGGAAAACCCACAAAGGAGUGCAAAUAAGCCAAUUAGUUGACACAAGUGCAGACUCAGAGAAAACACAUGGUAAAUGUAUUAUCAGAGGAGAAAUGAUCUCAUUCCAUUCAAACAUACAUUUUCCUCCUGGUUUCUGUCUUCCCAAAAUAUUUUUUUAUUAACCUUUUGAGUAAUGGUAAGAUGUGGAGUGCAUUGGGACAUAGCCAUCUGGCAAUCAGUGUGUUAAUAACUUCGAUGUUGAUGAUGACAGUUAAAAAAUAUAUUGUACUGGAAAAACCUUAAAAAUGAACAAUAUAUACUAACACUAUAGUCUGGAGUACCAGUUUAGGUCCCUGCAUCCCCCUAAAAUUUUAUUUUUACUGACCUUUUGUCUAUUGCCAAGCUGGUCUCGCUGCGGCUGGCCCUACCUCCAUGGCUAAGAUCAUCAAUCUUGACAAUCUCCUUGUGGCAUUGGGAGGCUAUAGCAAGUGUCUCCGUAGGUGCAGCACUGGCAUAGGAAGCACUACUAGUGGCCAUCUGAGUUACUGCCACUAGUGUAAACACUUCGUUUUCUCUGAAACUGUAUCAUUUUCAUUGCUCAGCCUGCAGGGACAUGCUACAGACACCAGAACCACUACAUUAAGCUGUAGUAGUUUUGUUACUAUAGUGUCCCUUUAAACAUUUUUUUAAAUUCAAUACAUGAAAUAUAUGGGUUGUACGCAUUGCAGUAUUAUUUAAAUAGUUUUUACUUGAUAAUGUGCUUUGUUGAUUUUAAAUAGUUAAGACAUUAAAAAAUUGCGAAAACAAACAAUCCCCGAAAAAUAAAAGUUGAAAAGAUACGCACAUCUGUAACUGUUGCAUUUUCAAAAAAUCCCCAGCCUGCAGUGUUCUGUAUUGAGGCCAGGGUUGUGAUCAGCCAGUCAGAAUCUUCCAAUAACUUCUCAAUAAGUGUUGAAGAUUAAAUUGAAACUUCUUCGUAUGAUAAAUUAGGGUUUUUUUUGGGGUGAACCUCACAGUUUUGUAAAACGGCUCGAAAACUGUUUGAUAAAAAAAAAAAAAGCAGACAUCAAUAGCAUCCGCACACCUUAACCAGCUCAGAUGGUUUCUUUAAAUAUUAUACAAAAUAGAGGUUUUCUGUCAAAGAAUCACUAAAUGUACACCAAGAACCCUUGGACUGGCCUUGAAUCUGACAAUAAAAUCUUGGUGUAUCGUAUUGGCAGAGAUCCAACUUAUCAAAUUCCUCUGCGUACCAAACUGUAAAGUCAGUAUAUCUUCCAGUAAUAAAACAUGCUCUCUGUCAGUUUCCUUAAUCAUUGUGUGAAUGUUUACAAGACCAGUAGAGUUCAGUGAAUUCCUGCUUCCUACAAAGAUAUCAUAUUCCCAUAGUCCUCUGCUUCUGAAUCAAAAUAGGUUGUUAAUGUAAUCUGUUGUAAUUUCUUCAUGCCUUAAACAGAUCUGCUUUAUAUCUGUUAGGUAAAAUGCUGAAUACAUUUGACGUCCGUUUUUGAAGUAUGUUAUAUAUUCAUUUGGGAAAAACUGGGCAAAGGCAACAGGCUCAGACACUGAUCCAUCAAGGUUAAACAAAGGAUUUGCUGAGUUUCCGAUGUCUGUUUAUAAGUUGAGUUAAAACGGCGUAACAAAUUCAACUUUUCUGAUUUUCACAGUAACGCAUGAAGCAUUGGUGGUGUAUUUCUGGUACCUGUAGUGUUUACAGAACUACCAGUUUACAGACCAAAAACACUAUUUAAAGGGACAAUCCCGGGUGCAUUUUGCCACCUGCGUUUUGACAUUUCCUUAUGGGAACAUAUAGAGCAUAAAUCAUGUGUUAUCGUGAUGCCAAGUGCAUGAUUUUGUAAAAAUGUGAGAGUCUUUUGAAGCAGUGAAUUUAUUUCAACCACCUCUGGGUUUUACUAAAUACUGAAUUUUUUUAAAGAUAAAUGUACAUAUGGUCAUUAUAAUCGACGUGCCUUUUGGCAAGCGAAUUGUAAAAUUCGGGACUAUUUUCCUGCUGGCAACAAUAGUUGCAAGUGGAUGUUUUAAUAUUCAUGGGACGGGGGGGCAAUUACAGUAAUAGUAAGGGGGGGGGGGCUUGACAACUUAAAACCUGUAAAAUAAUUACUUUCUUUAAAAAAAAUAAAUACAGAACAUCUCGAAUAGAGUGCAAAGAAAUUUUGAAAAACUGACGUAUGAAAGCAAUCUUCACUUGUGAAUGGCUUCGUGCAGACUGAACAUUCAAGACGAGAAAUAGUCACUCUGGUUGGCUUGGAAGGCUUGCUUUGUUUUGUGUAUAUACACGUUAUUGGACAAAUCUUGUAACAGGUGAAACUUGACUGUCAGAAUACUCUGAUUGGUUGGCUUUUCAGACUAAAAUUCUAAGUGUGGGAAGGCCUUUAAAAGUUCAGGAGAGCAACAUAACAAUGGCUUGGUGGAGAUGAUGUGUGCCAUAUUGCAUUGGAGGUUGAUGAAUUGGGAGAAUGUGGAACUUGGUACCAGGUAAAAUAAUUGGGACUUGGGCAUACCAUCUGUAAGGAGGGGCACCAAUAGUAUUUAAAUAUCAAUAGGGCAGAAGCAUGUUCAUUUUGUGUUGCAAUGGCUGAGGGAGACAGGGCCAGAUUUCCCAAAAGGUUACCUUGGAAUGCAGACAAUCUGAGAUAACGGCACUACCAAUACUUGCACUCCCUGCUUGCCAAACUGAAUGUCUGAGAGCUGUGGUAGUUCUGCGCAUGAGCUAUGCUGGCCAGGAGUAUUGGUCCUUGUCAGGCAAGUGAGAGCACUGGCAAGAAGCUGUCCUUUGGGGUGAAUGAGGACAGGAUGUGGGCUCUGCGAGGGUGAGAGAGCCAUAGUUUAAAUACACCCAAUUCUGCAUAUUUUAAAGAAUCCAACCACAUAUUUCCUUGUGAGAGGUUCCUUCAUAGUAUGACGAUAGGAGAGAGGGCAUCAUCUUUCAUGGUGAACCCCAGAAGAUGCCCCAGCUCUGUACUGGUGGAGGGGGACAACAUCAUGGGCCUUUGUUUGUUAGUUGGUGCUACCCAUCUAACCCAUUUUUUAUUUUUAUAUAUUUUUUUUAUACCUCUCCACCCAAUUUAUUGAAGAGGCCCUAUUUACACCAGCACAUAAAAGACCCUAUUACGCCCCCAACACACACAACAGCCCUUAUCUCUCCUUUACCACACACCACAGCCACCAAACACACACAACAGCACCUAUCAAUCUCAAACACACAUUGCAGCCCAUAUCUUCCCUGCGCACAUACACUACAGCCACAAUUUCCCCUUCCCCAAAGAGAUACACCAUAGCCCCAUUAACCCCCACAAAUCACAAAACACACACACUAAAGCUCCCAUGCCCCUAAGCACACAAACUACAACCCCUAGCCCUCUAAACACACUGGGGUUUCUAUUCAAGUACAGCCCCUAUUCACAUGUACACACAUACAGCCACAAACAGCCCCCUCGCAACAGCACAAGCAGCAUCUCCCCACAUACAACCGCACAAGCAGCCCUCCCGAACUCACACAACCCCACAUGCAUCCACAGAAACAAUGAACACCACAAGAGACCACAUUGAUUACCCCGCUAACAUGCAACCUCAUCAAGGAAACUGUCUUGGGGCAGCAAGGGGGUUAAAUCUGGCCCUGGAGUUCUCUGUGUUUUGAUGGUUUGAAGAUUUGGGAUUUUGGUGAGUAAGGGGAACAUGGACUGCAGGCAGAACUUCAUCCUUGGACUCAAUUAGCUCAGUAUUGUGGUAUAUAAUGCAGUAAAAUGAGUGGCAAUCCCAACCUGGAGUGUUUCCUAAGAAAAAAUAUAAAUAAAUGUGACCAUUAUUCUGUCGUCACCAUUUCUAAGCAUAUAAGACCAUCUGAUUAACUUUAUUUUUUACCCUGCAGGUCAGAUUACAGCCGCCUGUCCUCCACAAGCAGUAAGUAUAUUCUUGGGUAAUUGUUUUUUUGUUUUUUUCUUCAAACAUAAAAACCGUCUUUAAUAUAGUUGAUGUUGUAUAUAAUUGUAAAAUCAUUUUUUGACCAAGAACAUGUUUGUGUUUUUAUUAGUGUUUACAGAAUCAGAAGUCAGAAUUGGACAUUAGUUAUCACAUAUUUAGUUUUAAAAGAUCAACGAUUAAUCCCUUUGGAAUAGAUUAAAUGUCACAGUAAAAUGUCUCGCAGGGUCACGAAGGGUUAAGGUAACACUCAUUCACACUGACAGUUUGCAUUAUGCAUGGACAACAAAAACUUAAAUGUAACACCCUCAACUAUUAUCUGCUUUUCUAGAAUGUAGAUUGCAAUUAUACGAAAUGUAUACGGUUAUGGUAGCAGUCAUUUCCCUCAUUGCUAAUCUAAUUUAAACAUGGCAGGAAAAGCAUAUAGAGAAAAUCUUAAAUAAACAGACAGGGUCAUUUGCUAGGCUGUUGAGAAUUCAAAGUGGAAAUCAAAUUUUAGGUCAAAAUAGCUGAAUCUGAAAAAAAAUGUGUUGAAAAAACCCAAAAAGUCCAAAUAAUUUAAAGAAAAAAAAUAAAGAUACACUAAACAGUUGAGUUUCUGAGCUAAGCCGGGGUCAUUUUGCUGUUUUGAGUUGACAGUUACUUAUCACAUAAAUAUAUAAUUCUGCUGUCACUCUCUUUCAAGAAAACAACAUUAAAGGGACACUAUAGUCACCAGAAGAACUACAGCUUAUUGAAUUUGUUCUGGUGAAUAGAAUCAUUACCUUCAGGCUUUUUGCUGUAAACACUGUCUUCUCAGAGAAAAUGCAGUCUUUACAUUACAGCCUAGUGAUAACUUCACUGGCCACUCCUCAGAUGCCUGUUAGAGAUCCUUCCUGGGUCAUGGCUGCCUAAGAUGCAUCCAAACAUUCAGUGUCUCCUCCCUCUACAUGCAGGCAGACACUGAACUUUCCUCAUAGAGAUUCAUUGAUUCAGUUCAUCUCUAUGAGAAGAUGCUGAUUGACCAGGGCUGUGUUUGAAUCAUGCUGGCUCUGCCCAUGAUCUGCCUCUUUGUCAGUCUCAGCCAAUCCUAUUGGGAAGCAUUGUGAUUGGAUCAGGCUACCACUUCUGCUGAUGUCAGCAGGCAGUGGGCAGGUCAAAAGGAAACAGGGACAAGUUCUGCAUCUUCAGGCUUGAAUACAAGUAAGGUUUUACAAUUUUUAGGGAGGAUUGAGGGAGACAAGGGGUUAGAUGGUGGUUUUAACCCAAUAGGGUCAGGAAUACAUGUUUGUGUUCCUGACCCUAUAGUGCUCCUUUAACCCCUUAAGGACCAAACUUCUUGAAUAAAAGGGAAUCAUGACAUGUCACACAUGUCAUGUGUCCCUAAGGGGUUAAGCAAGUAUUCAUUAAAGGACCACUCUAGGCACCCAGACCACUUCAGCUUAAUUAAGUGGUCUGGGUGCCAGGUCCAGUUCAGAGAAACUGCUAUGUUUAUUAAUGGGUUAAGCCUUCCCCCAAAGCCUCUAGCGACUGUCUCAUUGACAGCCACUAGAGGCGCUUGCGUGCUUCUCACUGUGAUUUUCACAGUGAGAGCACGCAAGCGUCCAUAGGAAAGCAUUGUGAAUGCUUUCCUAUGUACUGGCUGAAUGCGCACGCAGCUCUUGCCGCGCGUGCGCAUUCAGCCGACGGGGAGGAGAUAAUGAGGAUCGGAGGAGGAGAGCUCUCCGCCCAGCACUGGAAAAAGGUACGUUUUUACCCCUUUCCCCCUUCCAGAGCCGGGCGGGAGGGGGACCCUGAGGGUGGGGGCACCCUCAGGGCACUAUAGUGCCAGGAAAACGAGUAUGUUUUCCUGGCACUAUAGUGGUCCUUUAAACUAGUAGCAACCAAUCUACAGCUUCUUAUAUUAUUGCCAGGUAGCUUCCUUCCAAUGCAAAGGCCUCUUAGCUUUCUAUUAUUUGUUUAGGACAUGUACCUACGUGGACAAACAGCAUCAGCUAUUUUAUGAAUCGCUACAGCUAUAUAUAUUUCCAGUCCCUUCAAAAUAUAAAAGAAUAGAAAAUAAAUAAUUUGUACUAGUGCUAUAGUCCUUAGCAUCUCUAAAUGUUGAGAUAGAAAAGGGGAAAAUACUGCUCUCAAGGAUGCAGAGUGUGUAUUCUACCCAAUGCAUACAAAUCAAAUUUUACAAAAGUAACAAAUUGCAAGCCUGUUACCAAAAAUUUCACUUAUUGUGUCCCUGAAUAUAUUUAAUAUUUCCCAGGUGUAGCUGUGGCUAAGCGUAAAGGUUUUUGUUUUUUCUGUCCUGCAGUUCUGCAAUGUGUAGUUUGCAAGUACGGCAGACAAUGGCAGUGAUCUAAUAUCUCGCUUUGGUUCGUGCCCCUUUAGAUGUGAAUGGAAGUGAUUAAGUGACAUGAUGCUUGGAGCUGACAGCUUCUAUUCAGUGACCUUGCUGCUAUGCUGACUGCGGAAUUUUAUACAGUCGGAAUUAUCUUCAUACUUCCACACCGAGUCGUUUGUCAGAACUAAAGAGUUUCAAUGCUAAAACAAUACCCUGCCGCGAGAGACAAAAGAGCUUAGAUACAGUCAGGUUACAAAUUGAUCCCACAUUAGCUAAAUGAAGCAAAACGCAUGUUUUUAAAGAUAAAGAGUCAAAUGACUAUAAUGAGAGACAAAGGUCAAAGAUUUCAAUACAAAAAUAAAAAUUAAACAUGGGCUUUAAUGAAUAAUACAUCAAUGUCGCCGAGAAAAUAUGGAUACAGAUCUGUACUGGACAGGAAAUGGUCAGUACCUACUGAGAACAGGCCUGCCCAAUGUAAGAACACCUCCUUAUGUCAACACAGUAAGUGGCCAGUCAGUUCACAUUUUACCUAUAUAUUAAAGGAUUACUAUAGGGUCAGGAACACAAACAUGUAUUCCUGACCCUAUAGUGUUAAACCCACCAUCUAGCCCUCUGGGCCCCUUAAUGCCUCCAUAAAUAUAGCAAAAUCCUACUGUAUUCAAGCCUGAAACUCUGCAUGCUGUUAGACUCAAAAAAACAAGCAGUCUGUUGACAUCAGCAGAAGUGGUGGUCUGAGCCAAUCACAAUGCUUCCCCAUAGGAUUGGCUGAGACUGACAAAGAGGCAGACCAGGGGCAGAGCCAGCAUGAUUCAAACACAGCCCUGGCCAAUCAGCAUCUCCUCACAGAGAUGAACUGAAUCAAUUAAUCUCUAUGAGAAAAGUUCAGUGUCUGCAUGCAGAGGGAGGAGAUACUUAAUGUUUGGAUGCAUUUUAGGCAGCCAUGACCCAGGAAGGAUCUCUAACAGCUGUCUGAUGAGUGGCCAGUCAAGUUAUCACUAGGCUGUAAUGUAAACGCUGCAUUUUCUCUGAAAAGACAGUGUUUACAGCAAAAAGCCUGAAGGUAAUGAUUCUACUCACCAGAACAAAAACAAUAAGCUGUAGUUGUUCUGGUGACUAUAGUGUCCCUUUAAAAUAAAUGAGCAAAUAGCACGGUGUCUCUAGUGGUUGAUGGAGCAGUUGUCCAGGGUGCUGUUUAAGCGUCUCCUAUGUAUCGCUCCUAUAUUCAAUUUUAAUUCUUUAUAUUUUCCAUAUCACUAUCAAUGGUUAGGGUUAGAGAGAAGGAUGUUCCAGAAUUAAAAGCUCUUCAAAGAACUCACCUGUGCCUUAAAUGACCACUAAAGUCACCCAUACCACCUCAUCUCAGUGCAGUGGUCUAGGUGCAGCGGCCUUGUUUUUUUUUUUACCCAGCAAUGUAAUACUUGGCUUCUUCAUAGAAACUCCAAUUUUUACUUUUCAAGGUUAAAGUGCUUCUUUUACAAUGAUCAAGUAAAACUCGGUCACGUGAGAUUGCGGUUCAUAGAAACGCAUUGAAUUCAACAGUUUCCUAUUAGAAGUAUUUGGAUAUCCUAUUGACACUUGCCUCGCAUCUGCAUCAGUUUCCAGUGCUCCUCUAUGAGCAUGGGCCAAUGGCCAUCGGCUUAAGAGCUGGGUGAUGUCGCAGGAGGGGGACUUUGCGCUCGAGAUAAGUUUAAAAAAAGUUUUUACUGAAAACAGGAGGGAGACCAAAACUUACUCUGCAACUAAGGUCUCAUACUGUUGGGAGUGUAGGCUUGUAUUCCAAGUGCUGUUAUGUUCCUUUAAAUGAGCCCUGGUUUUAUGUUGUACACGAGUCUUCAAAUUUAAAGGCAUACAAGGAAAUCUGAAAGAACAGGUUGUUUGUAUUACCUACUAAAUGUUUAAAUAGAAACAUUCACCACAUUUCUGCUGUCUUUUGUUUUCCGAGAAGUUUGCCGGUGUAGUGCCAGUGGGUGUACCAACUUGCUAAUCAAGCACUUAUGUAGUAUUUUCAGAGAUAGUCACCUCUGCUUCAUUGCCUCAGGAAGUUUCUUACAGAAACGAUUCUUGACCCUUCUUUGAGAUGUUUAUCUUUGUUAAAUGUACCAUCAGAAAACUCAUUAUGCCAUCUCAUUAGCCCUCCAACUACCCCCCCCCACCCCUUCUAAGCUGCACAAUUAAAUAUUUUUAAAAAUUAAAACACUUAGAACUUUAUUAGAUCACAUGUAUUUUUUUUUUUUUGUGAAAUCUAGUUUUUGUGGAAACUAUAUGUGUAAAAAGUACAUAUAUUUUUAUGUUAUAUUUACUAAAAUUUAAAGAAAUAUCUCUUGAGCCCUAAGCACUGGCCUCUGCAGCUAAUGAAGUCCCAUCCCCUUUUUGUCUAGCACUUACUAACUUGUUAGUUGUUAGGCACUGUUAACGAUGGUUUUAUUAAAAAUUACAAAUUUGUAUAAAGAAAAAAAAGCAUACUUUAUAGGGCUGUAUUAUUUUAGAAUUGCCAUUUUUAUGUAAUGAUUUACUGUGUCCAUCUAAAUGGUGGGUUGUAUUAUAGAAUUAUAGAUUUCCUGAGGACAAAAUUAUUAUAAGGUUUAUCAGUGGUUCUUAUCUAACCGCUGGAUGAGGUUGAUUGGAGUUAUAUUCCACAUAUGCACACUAUCCCAUUAUAUCAGAUGUAUAUUUUAACUCCCACCAGCCAAAACCAGAAUCUUACUGAGCAUGAUAUGAGUUGUAGUCCCUUUCCAUGGACCCUAAAUAAUUAUCCUCCAUAAUUUUUACCAGUGAUUUUAAUGUAAUAUACAAUUUACACAAUGUAUUUAUUUAGGCAGAAGAUGAGUAUAUGUAGUCUGAGAUCGUCAUAUCUGAUGUCAGCCAAGGGGAUGGGGGCAGGGCCAAACACUGUCCUAGCCCAUCAGCAUCUUCUCAUAGAGCUGCAUUUAAUCAAUGCAUCCAUAUGGGGAAAGUUGCAGCACUGACCCAGGAAGCACCUCUAGUAGCCGUCUAAGGAGUGGCCACUAGAGGUGUUUCUAGGAUAUAAUGUAAACACUACCUAUUCUCUCAAAAAAGACAGUGUUUCCAGCAAAAAGCCAGCAGGAACUGACUAUACUCACCAGAACAACUACAUUAAGCUGUAGUUAUUCUGGUGGCUAUAGUGUCCCUUUAAUUUUCAUUGUUUUAUUGGAGCAAGAUGCAAUACAAUAUACAAUAUUACAUGUGUGGUGAAUACACAUUAUAUAUAAGAGGACAGCAACAUAUAUAGCAAAACCUAUUCAAUAAACAGUGGAUUGUGAUGUAUUAACAACAGACUUGGAAAAUUUCAGAAUAGCUGAAUAAAACUGGUAUCGCUGAAUAAAAAUAUGUUUAUUAUUAUUAUUGCCAUUUACAUAGCGCCAACAGAGUCCGAGGCGCUUUACAAUAUUAAAAGAGGGGGCAUUUAACUAUAAAUCGGACAAUUACAAGAAAACUUACAGGAACAGUAGGUUGAAGAGAACUCUGCUCAAAUGAGCUUACAGUCUAUAUUAGGUGGGGUAUAAAACACAUUAGUACAGUUUAAUACGUUGGAAGGGAUUUUUUUGUCCAUCUGGCUAGUUUUCCAAAUCAGGUAUGAUGUCACCACAGUGAUAGUUAAUAAUCGCUCCCUAGAUAUUUACCCAAAAAAUAAAAAAUAAAAACAUUUCCCGUGGUGCAUUGUCAGCAUGCAUGCUUAGGACAUGUAGACUGUAUUUCAAAAAUAUCUGAGGUGUCAUGCAUAGAUAUUACUGUCUUCCAUGUUGUAUAGUUUCAUAAAAAAUUAAAAAACUUUGAAUAUUCUCUCCAUGCACCUGCAUCUAGAGAUGAGAACGCUCUUUUAGUCCGUGCCAACAGUUAUCAUUAGAGACUUUUCAAUCACAACAGACAAAUUCCAGAGUGUCAGUAACAAAUCCCUUUUCCGUAUACAUCAUGCAAUCCCUAUCCCCAAAUGCAAUGUUUGGCACCUGUUUGGGUAAAACGGAAUAUAUGAUGUAGUGUUAAAGUUUUAGGACACAUGCACAUAGUUAGCCCCAGUAUUAUAGUAAACCAUAAAAAAUCUGGAUUAUUGUAAAAACAUUUAAAGGAACGCUCUAACGUUUGUAAUACAAACUGUUAUUCCUAACACUAUAGUGUCCCUGUGCUUAGUUCUGUUUAACCCCCACCCCCUCACCCACAUUUGUUAUAAAAAAAAUAAUACAACUAAAAAAAUAGCAAUGUUUUACAGGGUUAACAAAACAGGGCAACCGCACCCAGACCAUUUCAUUGAGAUCAUAAUGUCCCUUAAAAGCUUGUCUCUAUAGAUUGAUAUUUCUUGAAGAUUGUUGGGUGGGGUGACACUUUGAAGUUCAAUGUGAUUUAAAAAAAAAAAAAAAUGUAGGAAACCUUUUGAAGAGUUGCUAAGUCUUAAUCAAGAAGAGGAAAUCUGUUUCAGUUAGCUAGUGCUAAUCAAACGUUUUGUGUUUAUUUGGAAAAGUGGUGGGUAAAAACCGAGGAAAAACACAAUUGCAACUGGGCACAAUAUUUAGUUACCUUCGUUUAUCUGUAAAAUGAAACCUACUUUAACAGAGGGCAGAAGUCCAAAACGUAACAUAAUACUAAGAAUGCCACUCUGUAUAAAACAUGAAAGGGUUUAUUCACCAAGCAAUGAAUUGGAAAAAAAUAGACCAAAAUAGCUGAUUUGGACAAAAUCUCAAACUCGGCUAUUGUGACAGAUUUAUUUUUUACUUGUUUUUUUGUAAAACAUUUUUCAUUGAGAAUUUGUCUAUAAGUAGCACAGUAAAUACUUCAAUACACUGUAGUGAAAAACCUUUGAGUUGAUUAAACAAAAGUCUAAAAUAUUUCUGCUGAGGUGAUCGUUCCAGAAGAGUGAACUUUGACUUACAAAUAUUAAGACAAUUAUAGCUUACAUGAGGUGUAUAUACCUAUCUCUGCUUGUAAAAAGUACACAAAUAGCGAAAUUGCAGCUUUACGAAUAUUUGGCUGUAAAUGACCACUAAAGGCCGUCACUACACAUUGUCAUAAUGGGAUACUGUAUGCAUCAUAACCACUACAGCUUAUUGCAGUGAUUAUGGUUCUAUAAAUUUGUAGUCAGUGUUUUUCUAUCAAAUUAUUUUGGCGAAGUUUUGCAAAAACCUUUGCUCUCUCUUGACCUCCAUAGGCCACCAAAGUUGGACAACAAGUGUAUGAAUGCACUAAGUUAAUCAUAGUGAAGGAAUUUCUGGAACUUGUAGUCCUGCUAACCUACAAACUCUAGAAAUAUUUACUGUAUUUCCAGAUGGCAUGUACAAGUGUUACCCUGAAUAACCUACCGCAGUUUUUCUUUUGUCUCCUGUCCCACUAACAACAUAAUUAUUCCCAAUAAUUGCAGGUCAAUUGCAUUAGUUGAUUUUAUUUAUUUAUUUAAUAUUUAUUAGGAGAGGGUUACAAUAAUCCAUGCAGGAAAUUACUAGAGCAUGGACAAGCUCCUUGGUAGCAUCUUGAGUAAGAAAGGGGUGGAUGUGGGCUAUUUUUUUAAGAUGGAAUCUACAGGAUUUGGUAACUGGAUGUGAGACUCAAAGGUGAGGCCAGAAUCAAGUAUGACACCAAGACAGCGCCCUUGCAAGGAUGGACUGGUGUGGAUACCACUAACUUGAAGGGAGAGCGAAAGAGGAGGAUCAGUAUUAGGAGGAGCUCAGUUUUCGAGAGAUUUAGUUUCAGAAAGCGGGAGGACAUCCAGUAAGAGAUGGAAGAAAGCCAAGCAGUGACACGUUGCAGGACGGCAGUGGAGAGGUCCAGGGAGGAGAGAUAUAUCUGGAUGCCAUCAGUGUACAGGUGGUAAUGGAAUCCAAAUGAGGUAAUAAGUUUGCCAAGAGAGGCAGUAUAAAGAGAAAAUAGAAGGGGACCAAGGACAGAGCCUUGGGGGACUCCAAUCGAGACAGGACGAAGAGAGGAGGUAUCAUUAGAAAAGGAGACACUGAAUGAGCGGUGGAGAGAUAGGAGGAAAACCACAAGAGGACGGAGUCACAGAGACAGAGUUUCAGAAGGAGAGCAUAAUCAACAGUGUCAGAGGCAACAGAGAGGUCAAUAAAAAAUUAGUAUGGAGUAGUGGCCUUUGGAUUUAGCUGCGAUUAGGUCGUUAGUAACUUUGAUAAGAGCAGUCUCAGUAGAGUGGAAGCCAGAUUGAAGAUGGUCAAGGAGAGAGUUGGAAUUGAGGAAGUGAGACAUACGGAUCGUGCCCCAUUAACUGUACAUAAGACAUUCAGCAUGGAGCCUAAUGUACAUGCAUGACAGACUGACACUCCCCAUUUUCGGUCAGGUUGCCACUCUUUUAUUCAGCAGGAUCUUCUUUUUUAUGUGUAGGGCCAUUCACUAUAGAAUCAGUGACAGCUCUCUUAUGGACUCAAGUCUUGCAUUAUACAAACCUAUAUCGUAAUAAAUACAACUCGCUGUUAUCGCACCAGGUUGGAUACCAUCCACCAGUUUGUGCUAAAUCAUUUAAUAAUGGCUUGAUUAAGAAAAUGUGUUCUAUUCUGACACUUCAGCCCGGUCACUUUUUAAAUGAUGGUGACUUCUGUAGAUAAAAAAAAAUAGAAAAUUAUUUCUAAAAGUUUGGGAUAAUUUAAAAAACUUAUCCAAAAGAAUUCAAUAGUGGCCUAUGUCAGGAUUAGGGAUUUCAUGGGUUGGGAGCUACUAAAAACUACGGUGGGUUUUGUACUUGGAAUCAAGAAAGAAAAAGAAACACAACAGUAGUGAGUCUUUUCUAUAUUUUCAAUCUCUCUCUUGCUUUCCUUGGACUGCUAUUCUCUCAGCAAUCUAAAAAUAUUUGUACAUGCCAAACUAUUGUUUGCCAGCCUUUGUAUCAAUGGCUUCCAAUUUCCCAAUCCAGUCAUCAUGGCAUACCAAUAGUCCAGGAUUAUGCAUUUCCCAAUUCUAAUCCAAUGGGGUUUUGACAAAAUCUUGGCUGUUGGUUAGUGUACUUUGGUUUGGUACCACUGCCCUGUAUGAAAAAUAGUGGGUUUUGCACCAUCUGAGCAAUUAAAAAAAAACCUUACACAUGUACAGUUUCAUCAACUAUGUCUUCUGAUUUCCAAGGCAGCAGGACACUGAAUACCAACUACUUGCAUUCUAGCUUGUAACUCCUAUAAUUAGUGAAAUUUAGGAAUAUUCUAAGUGAUUUACAGGGGAUGAUGGAAACCUGUGUAUGCCAAUAUUAUAGUAAGACAGCCUUUAGACAGGUGCAGUUAUUUCAAGCAUUCUCCAUGACAUGGUUAAAGAACGAACAGCAAUCUAACCAUAACUUUAUCAGUGACAACUUUUCUCCACGUUGCACAUAGUUAAACAACAUAAUGAAAAAAAAAAGAAUUUUAGAAACUGUGAUUUUGUGAAGUGGACAGUACUUUAAAAAAAAAAGAAAAAAAAAGCUGAUUAGGUAUGGCCCUCAUUUUUGGCUUGGUCUCCAGUUUUGACAAGCUGAAUAAAAGCAGAUUUUCUCUGCUGUGUAUGUAACUCUAGUUCCUAAUGAUGGCUUUGUGUAGUUUUCUGGUGGUCCUCUGAAGCUAUUUGUUUUACCAUCUAGCCUCAAUGCCACAAUCAGAGCUUCCUGCUGAAUACUAAUGUUGGUGAUGGAUCUUUCAAAGCUUUUCAUUUUAUCAUCCGUCAGCCCAUUCAUUAGAGCACAGAUCAUGCUGAGAGACAAGAGAGCUGAAUGGCAGAGAGAGAAUACCUUCGAAAGAAGUACAGAGCUGCACUAUGAAAGAUUCCUCUGUGCUUCACAUCUCAAUCCUCCUUCGGUUUUCUUGAAACAUCACAGCUUGGGUUUCACAUAGAAAGAUUCUAAGCUCGAAGAAAGCAAUCAGAAUAUCUUUUACUGUCUUUAUAUACCUUUUCUCUUAUGUUUUCACACAAAAUCGGACUUUUCUUCUUGGCAAAUAUACGCCGUCUAGCAUUCGCCAAGAUGGUUCACAUGUCAGGAUUGCCAAAGAAAAAGAAAAUAACCUUACUUAAUUAUCACAAUUGGUGCCAAGAUUAAUAGAAUUUGAUGAACCCCCAUUUUGCAAAGACUGUGAAACUCUAGUAAUUUAUCACAGACCUAUGGAGUUAAACAAUUAAAAUGUGUUUAUAGGAGAAAACGUCCUGUAAUAUUUUUAAUUUUUUUUUAAUUUUGGCAAGACAAUAAGAAACAUUAUUACAUCCCAUUAACGUAUCCUUUAAAUAAAUAAAUUGAUGUUUUAAAAAGUUAAAGUGUAUAUUAGCAUAGAUAUCUUUAAAGAAUCAUAAAUGUGUUUCAAAAUAGUAAAACCACCCUGUCGUGUGCUUUUAGGAAAGAGGUUUAUAUUAAUGCAAAAAAGAACAUAACCUGCUGUAGUGGUUAUGGUGCCAGAAAUUCACUGGUGCCCCUCGAAUGUUAGUAGACAAGAAUUGUUUGCCACCUGUUGCCGCCUCCCCUGGAGCCGGAGGCUUUGAAACGAUCUUCUGUUAGCAUUACUGAGCUAAGCCUUGCCAUGCAGGGCCUGCUCAUUGGCUGUGAGAGGGAUGUAGUGGUUAUAGUGCUUGGUGUGUUCCUUUAACCUUCUCUAUCAGAAAAAUGUUCUGGAAUACAUUUAAAACAUUUCACAUAAUUUAUAUACUUUUUGAUACUUUUGAAUUUUUCAUUUCUUGGCUUGUAAAUCUUCUUCAACUAAUUUAUUGACCUAUCGUGUUUUGUAUCUUUUCACACUACAUCAUUGGUUGAUAUAAUGUGCUCAUUUACUUUGAGGAGAUUUUGGCUAACAGGGUUUAUUGUGUCUUUAGCAUAACCCUUUGACAUUGAUUAGCAGCAUAAACAUAUUCAAAAUCAGUGCUGAACCUGUUGGAUUUGGUUAUUUUAUCAGCUAAAUUCUGCUUCUUUCAAUAGGUGAACUCUCUAUAGAAGAUAUCCAGGACCCAUUCCUUGUUAGCAUCCAUAUAAUCGCUGAUCCUGGAGAAUCCAGGUGUCUCCAAGAUGCUAUUGACAAGCUACUUGCAUGGAUCCACCCAGAUCUUCAGUUGUUCCGUGUCUCUGAAAGGAGGAUUUCAAGGAAAAGAAAGCCCACUAAGGGCUUUGCUUCACAACCUGCUUUUGCUGUCAUUCUCUUCAUACAAGAAGAAUAUGGAGAAGAACAGAUAUUACAUCUGCACGAAUGUUUCCAGAAACCACCAUGGAAGUUCCAUCAUACGGAGCGCGUACAUGGCAAAUUCCUCCCUUACAUGCCAUGCAACCAGGACUUCUUUACUUUAGCCAACGGAACACCGCUGUGGGCCAUCAGGCAGGUGCACUACGGGAAGGAAAUUAUACGGUUUACUAUCUACUGCAGUUACGAAAAUUUUGCAUAUAUGAUGAAAAUGUAUGAACUGAUAUUGAAGAAAUCGGUGUGGAAGAAAAAGGCCGAUUUCUGUGUUUUUCCAAUUUAUUCAAACCUGGAUAUAGACAUUGAGUUUUCCCUGAAAAGGCUUCUGAAGGGACAAAGCCCAAUCCCAUUAGAAUCUUCACUGCUGGAGUUUAGAGUUAAAGAUUUUGGACAGCUAAUUCCACUUUUGCCCAACCAAUGUAGUCCCAUAAGCGAGGGAAGGUGGCAGACUGAAGAUCACGAUGGAAAUAAAAUACUGUUACAGGUAAACAUGUUUUACAUAUAUGCGAUGGAACAAUAAUAUGUUACCCAUUGUGAUUGUGUCAAUAAUUAUGUCACUAUGUGAUGAGACAGGCACAUCAUCUACAAAAAGUACCUGAACAACCCAUUACAUUCCCAAAUUUCCACGCUCAGAGAAUCACUGCAUGCAGAUUGGUGUGCCUCUAAUUAAAAAUGAGAGUAAUAGCAGCACUGGGGCUAUUUAUUUUCCCCUCCUUUCCAUUGAAAUGCAUGUGAACCUUUUAAGAAUGAAUUGCAUGGAAGGAUCUCCUUCCUGAAGAAGACUGUGUUGGCAAAUUCAGACUUUGUCAGAUUUCCAAGCCUUGUUCUCACUCUCAAUUAUUGUGAAUGAGAUGAAGGUUCAAAGUUAAUUAAAACACUGUCCCCAGGCCCAAUUUUAUUAAAUGUAUUUAUCUUAACCCAUGGAACACUGUAUUUUAGAGUGAUCAAUCAGAUCAGUACAACAGUUCUGCAGUUGUUGUUUUUUCACUGUAAAUGGAUGUGUUUUAAUGCAUUGUGCAGGAGCCAGUCAGUAGCAUUAAGUGUGAUGAGAAUCUAUAGACAUGCAUGAAAGGGGUCAGACGUUGCAUAUAUGAGUUGAUGUCAAAAUUAUUUAAAGGAGCACUUAAUUGUUAGGAAUACAAAGCCAGCACUAUAUUAUCUCUCUGCCUCUCUAACCUCCACUUCACAACUCUCAAAGGUUUUUUUUUAACUAACCUUAUUCCAGCGCAGAGGUCCCUUGGCACUGGCUCCAUUUCCGCUUUAGAAUCAUAGAAACAUAGAAUGUGACGGCAGAUAAGAACCAUUCGGCCCAUCUAGUCUGCCCAAUUUUCUUAAUAAUUUCAUUAGUCCCUGGCCUUAUCUUAUCGUUAGGAUAGCCUUAUGCCUGUCCCACGCAUGCUUAAACUCCCUCACUGUGUUACCUCUACCACUUCAGCUGGAAGGCUAUUCCAUGCAUCCACUACCCUCUCAGUAAAGUAAUACUUCCUGAUAUUAUUUUUAAACCUUUGCCCUUCUAAUUUAAGACUGUGUCCUCUUGUUGUGGUAGUUGUUCUUCUUUUAAAUAUGGUCUCCUCCUUUACUGUGUUGAUUCCCUUUAUGUAUUUAAAUGUUUCUAUCAUAUCCCCCCGUCUCAUCUUUCCUUCACGCUUUACAUGUUAAGAUCCUUUAACCUUUCCUGGUAAGUUUUAUCCUGCAAUCCAUGAACCAGUUUAGUAGCCCUUCUCUGAACUCUCUCUAAAGUAUCAAUAUCCUUCUGGAGAUACGGUCUCCAGUACUGCGUACAAUACUCCAAGUGAGGUCUCACCAGUUAUCUGUACAAUGGCAUGAGCACUUCCCUCUUUCUACUGCUAAUACCUCUCCCUAUACAACCAAGCAUUCUGCUAGCCCAGCAUCAUCGUGAGGGAGACACUAAUGCAAGCGCUGUAGGCACAUUAGGCCUUUUCAAUAGGAAAGCAUUGAAUCAAUGCUUUUCUACAGGGAUUUAGUAGACACUAGACGUCCUCAUGCAAAGCGUGAGUACAUCCAGUGCCGUUGCAUAGAGUUAAACUCUGUGAAGAAGCAGGAAGUGCCACCAGUGGGUGUCUGGUAGAUAGCCACAAGAGGCAGUCUUAACACUGCAAUGAAAACAUUGCAGUUUCUCAAGAUGCAGGGUUAAGGGGACAGGGACAUGACUGGGUGCCUAUAUUGUUCCUGUAACAUGUGCAUAUAAGAGCUUGUUGGUGCAGGGAAGAUGGACUUUUAGCAGAAUUAAUUAAUGGAAUCAAAGCAGGCAUGCGUCAGGAAUUUACUUGUGUCAUAAUCUAUAGAAGGUGUUGUAAUGGUGGAGUGCCUCUGCCAUUUGGGGGAUAGUGGGCAUAGUGGGCAGUGCUGUAUAAGAUAGCCCAUGCUAUAAGGAUGGAAGCCCUGCUUAUUCCCAUUUGAUAUUAGGAAGGAAUGAGGCAGAAUGUUGGGUAAGAGAAAAAAUCCUUUAAAAUCCUUUAAAAGAGUGAAAUAUGGCUCAGAAAAAAACUUCUACCAGAAGUUCCAAGUAUGUGAGGACCACGAACAGAGAGGGAUGCAGGAGGCAAAAUCAAUUGCCUUUUCGCUAUCUAAAAAGAUCCAGGCCAUUUGAAGGUGCUUAUGAUUCUCAUAUCAAACAGGAUCUAUACAUCUUAGCGUUUUGCUUGUCUAUUUCUUGUUUGGUUUUGGGAUGAGGCAUACAUUGACAACAUAUCAGGGGGCAAUUGGCGUCCUCAAAGCAGUGCAUUAAAAAAUGCAUAGAGUUGUGUGAGAAGGGCUUCUUUGUAAUAUAAGGUUAUAUAUCCAUCUGGGUCAGGAAAUUUAGGGGGCUUAAAAGAGCCUACGGCUGAAGCUAAUUACUCAUUAGUGACAUGUGUGACUUGUCACCUCCUGGCGACCAGGUUCUACUUGUGUCCCUUUUUCAUAAAAUUGUUGUUUGGUUUACAUAAGUGCUUUAGAGGUGCCUGUAAAUGUAAGUUGUUUGAAGAGAUAUCUAGCUCCAGUAAUUUGUGUCAAGAGUUGGGCUGUAGGGUUUUGUUUAUGUAGUGAUUCUGAAUGAUUGGAUUUGGUCAUUGUGUCAGCAAGUUGCUUAAUAUGUUAUUUGCUACACUGAUUAAUUUGCCUCUAAUGACUGGUUUGUGGGCCGCCCAUAGUGUAAAUGGUGAGGAAACUGAGGGUUCAUUGGUGGUAAAAUUAUCAUCAUUUGAGAUGUCUUAUACUAAGGACUUAUUGUGUAAUAAAAGCAGGUUAAGUUUCGACAUCAAAGGGCGAUUUCGUUUUGGGAUAGCGUUAAGGAAAUAUCAAUGUGUGUCAGUGUAUAUGUGUGUCUGUGUCUGUAUGUGUGUGUCGCUGUGUAUGUUCAUAUGUCUGUACAUUCAAACACACUAUACACAAAUACACCCCUGCAUUACAGUGGCAACACUGUACACAAAUAUGAAUAUACAUAAACUGGAUUUAAACACCAACACUACAUACAAACACACCAGUGCAUUCAAACGCAAACACUGCAAAUGAACACCCCCUGCACUGAAAUGCCAACACUAAACACAAGUGUACACCUGCAUUGGAACACCAGCCCUAUAUAAAAACAUACAUCUGCAUUCAAAUAGCAACAGUGCUUAUGGAUACACUCUGCAAGGAUGGGCAAAUGGUAGAUCCCAAGCUGGCAAAACAUUGUGGGAGUUGUAUGAUAGUUAAGGAUCUACGGUUUGGCCACACUUUGCCUUCUCUACAUUAGUUCCCCUACUGCCUACCCCAUGACAUUGACAUGACGCACAGUUUGUAUCAUUAGCUGUCUCUGGCUUAAGCACCUAUAUCGCGUCAUUAAAUUAUGUAAUUCUACCUGCAUUGUCAGGAAAUGAACUUUACAUAUAGGUCUGAGAAUCAUAAUCAUGUUUUUUUCUUUUAUUACCUGUUUAUAUACAUCCAGUUAUUGUUGGUGUCUACUAAUCACAGAAAACAUUAUUUAAGUCUAAACUGUCACUAAAACACAUAUAUGUCUGCGUUGUUGCUUUGUCCCUGGGGGCGCUAGCUUGGUUAUGACUUGCUCUUGUAGUGAGUCAGAUUCCAAGCUGUAUUUUUCUUUAUGAUCUGUAAUCUAUUUUCCAUUGACAUCAUGUAGGCAACAUUAGUUGCAGUGGGAUUUCACAAUAACUUUUCAAUAUCAUUUUUAAUGUUUUUAAAGCUUUUGUCUCUGUCUUUCUGCUAUGAAACUUGAUGACUGUUUAUUGUACUUUUAAUAUGCAUUGAUUGGAAUUUAAAAGGGGACAGGUAGAAGCUCUGAUGUAAGCCGUCUGUAAUGGAGUGUGUGAAUCACUGUCAGCGUUGUUAAUUACUUAUGCAGAACAGCUUUUAUUAUUUUUUCGGUUUCUUGUUAUAUGGAUGAAAUUCAUUUACGGUCAAACAGUUCACAUGCAAAGCUCUGUAAGGAAUAGGACAAAAGAAAUGAAGGGGUUAAAAAUAAUGGGAUGAGCUUUAACAGGAAAGAUUGUGCGUGAGGAAGAUAGUAAAUGUGGUGUCUGUAAACGGUAUUUGAGUUGACACAGAUUGAAGCCAGCAAUACCCAAAACCACACUAUUAUUCAUGAACCUGAUCGAUAUGUCGGCCAAGCAGCUGGAGUGAAAAAGUGUUCAUUAUUGAUCACUGUACUAAAACAUCAAUCAGGCAAGGUAUAUGUCAAAUAGAUCAGAUUGGCAAGUAUGUUAAACCCAGAAUAAAUAAUACCUGUGAUAGUUAUAGGUGAUUUGAUCUCAGUCAGGGAGGCAGGGCCAGCCACAGCGUAUCAGCAUGGCGUGGGAGGAAAGGUGGGUAAAAUCAAAUUUUCAGCGCGAUUGGAGGGGGGACAGACAUCUGAAAUGUCACAUCAGGACUAUAGUGCCAGCAUUAUGUUUGUACUUAUAACACUUGUCUUCCUUCAAGACAAGAUAGUGGGGAAAAUGUUGGUAAAUAAGGACUUAAUGAAAAAUUAAGAAAGGAAUUAAGUUCUAAGUCAGAAUAGCCAUAAUGAGAGCUUUUGCAGUACAGCUGUUUUUGAAUUUUAAUCUGGUUAAGUGAAUAACCCCAACUGAUUUUAAAUAUUACACAGAUCAUUAUAUCUGGACAGGGCAAACUGCCUUCAGAGGCACAUCCCCAUGAAAGUGCCAUUUAUAACAUUGCCAUAAUGUAUUUUAGCAUGAGAAUAAAUUUCUUCUAUUUACUCAUAUGAAAUCAAUAUUAUUAUUCACUUCUUUAUUGUAAGCUCUUUUGAGCAGGGUCCUCAUCAGCCUCUUGUUCCUGUAACAUUUUGUAAUUAUCUCAUUUAUUGAUUAAAUCUACCCCCUUUAUAAUAAUGUAAAGCACUACAGAAUAUAUUAGCACAAUAUAAAUGCCAAUAAUAGUAAUAUCAAUCAUUUACUAUGGGUAGAUGUCAUAGUACCCUCAGUGCCAUGCAUCUACAUUUUAAUUUUGCUUAAUGUUUCCUAUGGAAAAUAGGUAGCUACUUGCCAGAUCUAUUAAAAUGUGUUACAUCAAUCAGCAAACCAAUUAUCUGGGUACAUUAAAGGACCACUCUAGGCACCCAGACCACUUCAGCUUAAUGAAAUGGUCUGGGUGCCAGGUCCAGCUAGGGUUAACCCAUUUUUUUAUAAACAUAGCAGUUUCAGAGAAACUGCUAUGUUUAUGAAUGGGUUAAGCCUUCCCCCAAAUCCUCUAAUGGCUGUCUCAUUGACAGCCGCUAGAGGCGCUUGCGUGAUUCUCAAUGUGAAAAUCAGAGUGAGAGCACGCAAGUGUCCAUAGGAAAGCAUUGAUAAUGCUUUCCUAUGCGACCGGCUGAAUGCGCGCGCAGCACUUGCCGCGCGUGCGCAUUCAGCCGACGGGGAGGAGAGGAGGAGGAUCGGAGGAGGAGAGCUCCCUGCCCAGCACUGGAAAAAGGUAAGUUUUUACCCCUUUCCCCCUUCCAGAGCCAGGCGGGAGGGGGACCCUGAGGGUGGGGGCACCCUCAGGGCACUAUAGUGCCAGGAAAACGAAUAUGUUUUCCUGGCACUAUAGUGGUCCUUUAAGUCCCCCAAACUGUAAAAUUAAGAGUUUUGGAAAGUUCAUUAACUGUGGAACCGAGAGAGUUAAAAUACAUGUAAAAUAAAAGUUUAUCUUAAAAAUCUGCAGGUUAGCAUAAACGUCAGUUUCUCAGUUAAUAAAGUCCUUUAAAAUUGUAAGCACCACCUUAAUGAUUAAUCCACCUGGUAGAUGUAGCGGCAGGAAAUGGAUUGAGCAUAAAAAUGAUUACGUAAGUACGAGAGCUGGUAUACGAAUCAUUCUCCUACUUAACUGACAACAAGAAUGUGUUAAAUAUAUUGACAGCUCACUUCAUGGAAAAUAAUUAUUCCUGUUAAGCCCACAAAUCGUAUCCUGUGUAUAUCCUACUCACUUAUACUAUACAGCUUUAAAAUGUCAUUAAAAUCGUAAAUCUUUAGGCACCUUUUAUUUAGUUUUAUUUUUUAACAUUUUCUCCCACAUUCUUGCUCAUCUAAGCUAUAGAUUUAUUUUUUAGAAGUUAACAUCUGUUGGCACAACUAUAGGUGCGGCUGUUUCCUUAAAUAAUAACAGGUUCUAGGGCAGAGAAUCUGCUUAUUGGACAAAAAGAAAAUGCUUAACACUAAACCAGAUAUAUACAACAAUAAAUUAUAUAAACAACUAAAAAUUUUAGAUAUGGGUAUACCCUGUUUGGAGAGCGUGUGUUCCUGAAAUAUAGGUAUGACAAAUGGGGUAUGUUCAGUCUUUUUUAAUAAUCACAAACACUGGCCAAAUUUAGCGUUCAUAAUAGUUUUUUGCAUUUUUAACACACAAACAAAUAUAAAUGCUAAAUUUGGCCAGUGUUUGUGACUAAGUGGCUACUAAAAAAGACUGGACAUACCCCAUAUUGAAUACCCUGGGUUGUCUACUUUUCAAAAACAUAUGAUUUGAUGGGGGUAAAAUACAUUGGCCAGCUUCAAAAAUGUCCCAAAUAGGACAUGGGUGCAUGAUGACCAGCUUGGAAAACUGGAAUGGGCAACUUUCAAAUAAGGUCUUUUAGCCCCCAGAGAAUAUAACACACGUAUGCAUGGGUGGUAUCACUGUAUUUAAGAGAUGUCGCUCAACACGUAUUGGGGUGUUCUUUGGCAGUAGCCCUUAAAGUUCUCAGUACAUGUAUUCUUAAUAUGCUAUGUGUGUCAAAACAAUCACCAAUUUAUUUAAAUUUUUUUUAAAUCUGUCAUAGAUUGGUGUUAAAAUUGUUCCAUAAAAAGAUUUUAAUAACUUAGGUUGUCUUCUUUUAAAAUAUAUAUACAUUUGAAGGGUUAUUCAGGGAUUCCUGACAGAUAUCAGUGUUACAAUGUAACUUGCGUUAAUUUAGAAAAAAAAAUGGUUUGGAAAUAGCUAAGUGCUACUUGUACUUAUAGUCCUAUAACUUUCCCAAAAAAAGCUAAGAACAUGCUUACAUUGGGCAUUUCUAAACUCAGGACAAAAAUUUGAAACUAUUUAGCGUGGGUUUUUUGGGGCGGUUGUAGAUGCGUUACAGAUUUUGAGAGUCAAAGUUCGAAAAAGUGUGUUUUUUUUAAAUUUCUUCAGCGUAUUUUAUAAUUGUUUUUAGAGGAAAUUAUAUGAUAUAAUGAAAGUAAUAGUAUCUUUAAAAGGCCAUUUAAUGGUGAGGAAAAAAGGUAUAUAAUAUGUGGGGGGGGACAGUAAAUUAGUAAGAGGAAAAUUACAGCUAAACACAAACACAGCAGAAAUAUAAAAACAGCCCUGUAAAAACAGCCCUGGUCCCAAACAGUAGGAAAAUUGAAAAACGGUCUGGUGACUAAGAGGUUAAGGUAAUUGAACAGAAAGCAUUAUAGACUGAGAGAAUAUUUCCAGUUCAGCUACUUUGGGCUCAAAUUUAAAAUUCACUUUGAAUUUCCGACAAUUUUCAGUUUUGUGGAUGUCACAGGUAAUAUAUCCCAGGGAAUCCUGCCCCGACCAGGUUAUCAGAGGCUAACACAAGCCUUGAUCACAUUCCAUAGUUAGCAUUCAGUCAAUAAAAGUUCUGAUCUUCGAAUGGUAUUGCAUGAGUAUAUUCAACAUGAUCACAAUUCACAGUUUAUGGACCUGUUUUCUGUUUGAAAAUUUGUGAUCAUCGCUAAUUACACUAUCUCAAGUUUAAUUGUCCAAGAUUGAGAUAUUAAUGCAUAUAUCACAAGUGUCCCUAUUUAGGAUUGACAGUCCUUAUUUUGGGCCUAAAUCCCUCUGUCCCUCUUUUCUCUUCUAAUGUCCCUCUUUUCUAGGAGCUCCAUAUUGUUCAUGUGUCUGAGCGUAUAACAGAGCUUCACAGCAAUAAUACUCACAGUAAUGUGACGUUACACUAUAAUCAAUAUGUUUCAAAAUCAGUCCAUGCCAAUAAACAUACAUUGUUCUUUUUAUUGAUUACAUAUUAGUCACGUAAAUUUUAAUUAGUACGUUUCUUAUAACUUAUAAUAUCUUCUGUAUAAGUUUGGUGACAAUGCUUGCAAAUGUCAUCAACUCAAAAGAGGUAUUUGUGAUGUUCGUCUCCGUCAUUCGCAAAAUCGUUUGCUAAUUUUUGCACUACUCGUUUUUUUAUUGAAAUUUCAUAAGGGUACAAGGGCUCAAUGAAUGUUUAAGCAAAUCUUCAGAAUCAUUGUGAUUGCUAAAAGGGACACUAUAGUCACCAAAACAACUCUAGCUUAAUAAAGCAGUUUCUGUGUAUAGUUCAUGCCUUUGAAGUUUCAGUGCUCAAUUCUCUGCCAUUUAGGAGUUAAAUCACUUUUGUUUCUGUUUAUGCAGCCCUAAUCACACCUCCCCUGGCUGGGACUCACACAGCCUGCAUGAAAACAAAAUGCUUUAAUUUUUAAUCAGAUGUAACUUACUUUAAAAGUUCUUAACUCCUGAUCUGUAAAUUGAACUUUAAUCACACAUAGGAGGCUCCUGCAGGGUCUAUCUAGCUAUUGACAGUGCAGGAAAUAAGAAAUUCUAAAUUAAAUAGAAUUUGCAAUAAAGGAAGUGUAAACAUUUGCUGACUCUUUACAGGAAGUGUUUAGGAGGGCUGUGCGAGUCACAUGCAGGGAGGUGUGACUAGGGCUGUAAAAACAGUGAUUUAACUCCUAAAUGGCAGAGAAUGGAGCUGUUAGAGUGCAGGGGCGUGACCUAUACACCAAAACUAAUUCAUUAAACUAACAUUGUUUUGGUGACUAUAGAUUCCCUUUAAGCUUGACUGGACAUAAAGUAUAUUUUGCCAGAGGCAAAUUUAUUGUUUAAAAGUAUCGAUACAGUGUGAGUUUCAUUGUGUCGACAUAACAGCAGCUUGGAAGUCAUUAACAUUGUGUUAUUUUAUCUUACAAUAGACUGUGAUUAACUUCAUAGUGUCCUCGAUCUGCUUCUCUGCCAAGUUCGCUCCUCCACAGCUCAUAUACUGACACUAAAAGGGAGUUGCUACAUCCACCUCUGACUCUUAGCCAGCUGGAAAUAGUGGACCAUUUAAAUUUAGCACAUAGCAGGAAAUGUAGAUAUUUCCUAUGAGUUUGUCAUGUAGAUAUUUUGAUGUUGAGUCAUUGUAAAAUGUAAAAUGACAAUAUCACUCUCUCUUUUUUGUGACUAUGAAAUGAUAUCAAAAGAUUCCGCCAAAGGAAAAUGCCACAGUUUGGUUGUGUUGUAUAAACAGGUACAUUUGCCAACCUACAGAGUGGAACUAACACAACUGGUGGUAUAUAUAUUUAGAACACCUACCCCUAAUUAGGCAACAGCGAGUUUCCAGAAGUUCUAAAAGAAAAAAGUACUCUAUAGUAUAGAACCAUUUCGCCCUCCCUCUGGGCUUUAUCGGUCGAUAAAGUCCAGAAGGAGGGCGAAACGCAUCUCGGAGGAGGCGAGUCAGGGGACACUAAAGCACUUUAGCUAAAACAUAGACUUUAUCAUUUCUAUCAGUGCGAUAAUGAUAGUUUUAUCAUUUUAAAUGUGUUUUUAUGUUUCAAUUGUAAUAAAUUGUUGCUGAGGUCCUAAAAGCUCCUCCACUGUCUGCUUCCAUAAAGAAGGGCUUGUGCUCCCUAAUCAGGCACAUAGGUGGUUUCACCUAGAGCCUUGGGUUCUAGCAAAGGUGAGCAGGCACUUUUGUAUAUGUAAAGCACCUGAAUUUUAGCUACAUUACACUAUGCGCCUUGCCUCAAAUUUUAAUUUAUCUCUUUUGAGCUUAUACUUCAAGAACCUGGAAAAGGGGUUUGUUACAUUACCACAAGUACGAUCUGAACCUGUCACCCUAGGCUCAGCUCCAUGUGAGUUGAACUAAUACUGUUUUAUAAAAAUUAUUUUUAUAAAAGGUUUUACACUAUAGAGUACUUUUUUUCUUUUAGAAAAUCUGGAAACUUGCUGUUCCCCAAUUAGGGGUAGGUGUUUUUGUUGUUUUGUAUUCCUCCCAAACAAUUUUCUGCAUGCAUUAUCUGCUUCCACAAUGAAAGGGUCCUUUCAUUUACAACACUUGUUAAGCAGAUAUUAAUAAUUUACAGACAGGUAUGAUAUAUAACUUAGAUACACAACAGGAGUUAGAGAUGGUGAACUCAUUACAAAAUAAAUUGUAGUUUCCAUGUCACAAAUCCUCAUCUCUUAGAUACAUACUGUUAAUGUGCAUUAUGCCCGUGCUCUCUGAGCAUCUGUGUAGGUUGAUCAAAAUAUCUAGUUUGUGGCCCCAGGCAAGCAGUCAAUGGCCAUGUGAUUAUUUACACAGAAAGUGAAAAGAAAGAAUGGGACUAUUUCAACACUAAACGUUUAUCGUAAAUGGAAAUACUGGGGAUCGUUAUCACAGUGUAAUUUCAGCUAAAACAUAGACUUUAUCAUUUCUAUCAGUGCGAUAAUGAGAAUGGUUGAAUAGUAUGGAGCUAUAUAAGAAAUAGCUAGCUGUUACUGUAUUAAACUUCAUAAAGAGAUUGAUUGCAGUUUCAGUAGAAUCAAAUAAACAUGGGGAAUGUCUUGAGGAGCAAACCAUAACAGUGUGAAAAAUGAAAUAAUUCACAUCACACAGUGGCAGGUGCACUGUUCAGGUUCCGAUCACACAGUGGCAGGUGCACUGUUCAGGUUCCGCUUAUUAGGCCAUGAUCAGACCAAGGACCAGAGGUAAGGAUUAAGAGAGGGAAAGGGGAGAAAAGUAAGUUCAUAAUGGAGGGUGAAAGAAGGAAAUACAGGGGAGAAUCCGAAUAAAUUUACACCUCAAUUUACUGGAGUCUCACAGGCUUUCUUUGUUUGUUUGUUUUUUGGCAUUGCAGCAAAGUUUCAUCAAAAUUGAUAUUUAGUAACUGAUGUGCCUUUAUUGUGAAUAGACCACUUAUUAAAGGAGCACAAAACCUUUCAUUGUCUCAACGCUGUGCCCAGUGAGUACAGGUUUACGGUCUCAUUAGGAAAGCUACGCCAGUAACAAUUAACCUUUUCAGUGCCACAGUGAGGAGCGAGAUAAUGUGGGGCUCUCCCCCGUGGCACUGAAACUGUAAGUAAAAUAAAUAUUACACUCAUGUAAUUUAAAUACUUGACGUGUAAUAAGAGAGACAAACGGGUCUCUCCAAAAAAAUAAACAAAAAAUUAAAAAAAUAAGAAAGAGUGGCCUAUCUUUUUUCUCCCCACUUGAGCUGAGGAUAGAGGGUAAAAUAAAAGGACCCAGAAGAUGCAUAGUUUCCUGCUCUCUGUAUUAAUAUGGGCCAAUAAUAUCCAAGGAAAUGCCUAGUGUCCAGUGCCCUUUUAUAUAAUGCAACAUUCUAACAAUAUAAGGAAAUCAGUUAUUACACAAACGUAUUCAUCCUUCUGGUUUGGUGGGUUUUCUCUUAUCACUACUUGAAGAGAAGAGUGAGGUCUUUUACAGGUCCAGUUUAGGCAUUUGGGACAUGUAGAAUGUACAUUAUACAGUUUUGCUUUUUAAUCAGUACGUAAGUCUCUGAUUCUCAUAUUCUGCUCAAAGCAUUAUUUUCUCCUUGUGUUCUUUCUCUGCACAAUAACAGCGCCACCUACUGGACAUAUUGCCACCUUAGCGGAAACAGUCAAGAUCAUUUAUGUACUGUAUAUAUAAGAUUGUUGAUUUUGGUUUGUCGUGGAUAUCACUUUUUCAGGAUCACUGUAACUUCAUUAGACCGUGAUAGAGAGCAGAUACACCAUUGAGGUUUGAGGGCCUGUUUGUGUUAUCCAGUAGCCAGUGACUGCAGAAACCAAUAUGUAAAAGCUAGAAUAAUCGUACCUGUGUUUUAUCUCAGAAUGUUAUUGGAUAUGAAAAAUUGUGUACUCAAUAUUAGAAUGGUGUGUGUAUUCUGUUUACUGUUUCAUGUUAAUGUAGAAUAUUUACUGUUUUAUUUCCAGCAGGUUCACCGAUUGACCAGAAAAUCAAUCUUGAGGCAUCAGAACUGCUUAUUAGGGAAUGUAACCGCAAUGCCACUAAUCAGCUUUAUUCCUCAAAGUCAUAAAUCCAGAUCUUAUAAGCACAAGAUCAACAAUGGGCAAGUCCCAUGUUUUGGCGUUUCUGAAAACAUCUUCGCAAAGAGGCAAGGGGACAUAACCCAAAGUGCAAAGGACACUAAUAGCAUGGCACAAUUAUUUCAACGAAGUAAGUCUUUAAUAUGUUUACCGUCUUUAAAAUCAUUUCCAUCUUGUGCAUCAUUUCCGUUCAGUGAGCCAUCUCCAACAUAUCGAGAAGAUACAGAGGUCUUUCAAUCAAGAGGGUGGAAGGGCAAUUCCAAGAUCAACAUUGAUGACCUCGAGGGAGCUCAGGAGACUGAUGUUGACACAGGCUUGAAACUUUCCACCUCUGACUUGUCUGUUGUAUCAGCCUAUUCAACGCUUAAUGGGUUGUGUAGUGAUUUAGAGUCUUCCCUUUCUUUCGAUAGAGAAACUACUUCACAAAACAGAACAUUAUCUGCAAGGAAUAAGCUCCAUGAGCUGUCCUGCCAAUCCCUAAAUUCAAUUUCUGAACUGUCUUCUGGAUCUUUUAUUUCAUUAUUACUUCCAAGUACAUCGGGCUCAUGUUCUCUAACCGAGUCUCAAAAGGAUAUUUCCAGCCUUUGUCAAAAUACUACGGACAUCACCAAGCAUUUGACAGAAACUCAGAAUACAGAAGAGGAAGAAUUUUAUAUCUGAUUGUUCAGAUGAUUGCUAUUGUAUCUGCUGCGUUUAUAUACAUUUUCGAGCUACAUGAUACAUCGAAUGUUCUAAGUGAUAACAUUUAUUACAAGCUUCACACUUUACAUGUAAAGAUAACAGGUGAAAUAGAAGUGUAAUAUAUAGAGAAUUACAUUAAUUGGCAGUUAAGAAAAAGCAUAUGAUGCAGCUUACAGAAUAACUUUAAUAAUUUAUUUUAUUUGGAAUUUUCUUACCUCUUAACCCAAGGGGAUUCUCAGAAAGUAAUUGUUACAUUUAGUGCCUUAUCAGUAUAGUCAUGUUAAUUAUAUGACCGUACCUUUAAAAUUAAAGGGGAUUAUCAUGUACAUUUUGUUUUAUUAUAGGUAAUAUUAAGCUCCAUAUAUUAUAUAGGUAUAUACCAUAAUUUUGUUCAGUUGCCAAUUUUUUGGUAAUUUAAAAAAAAAUCUAAUUCUACAAUGUUUGACAUUGUUUAUAUGUUAUUAUUUUGUCCAUAUGGUGGCGUUAGGAAUUCUGAUAUUUGCAGUUAUUUGUAAGAAUUCAACUUAUAAAGUUCCUUUAAUAUGUACCAGCAGGUGAUCCAUAUUGCCCUAAUAAGUCUGUUAGUCAUACCCAACCCGUCCCGUUCGCAAAUAAGGUAAAUGUUUAUAUAUAUAUAUAUAUAUAUAUAUAUAUAUAUAAUUGAGACAUGUGCUUUUAUACGUGUGUAUGGAUUUACCUUAUAUGCUAUUGUAUUAUUACAAAUGCACAAGAAUACAAAAUGUCUACUGAAGAUCCUGCUAGUCCGCUGGAACUCCCGUAGACAAUCUUGCACUUGUGCAAUAGAUGCCUCUGCCAUUUUAUUGCAUAGGCAUCUAUUGCACAUUACACAAGAUAGUGCCUGUUUUCAUCAAUCAACACCACUAACAUCUAUUGAGGAAUGGUAGGUUGUGGUGGAAGUCCUGUCCAUUGACACGAGACAAAGUAGCCCCUAGGCCUAGUUUGUCUCAUGUAUAUCUUUUGUUGCAUUGGAAUAUCAAAAUUCUGAUGAAGUCAAUAAGGAAUUUACAUAAACAAGCUAUCUUUAUGAAAAAAAGGGAAAGGUUAGAGUGGUGCUUUAAGAGUUUAAACAGAGAAUCGUGGUGACUUGAAAACCGAAUUGGCCUCUAUUUCACAAUCUGGUUUUAAAUUCACUGUUCGGUGUUAUGGCCAAUACCAAGGACUUUAUUCUCUAAAAUGAAUGAUCACACCAGCUUUGCUAUUAUGAUAUAUCCCCUUUAAUAUUUAAGAGUACGUUUGGACAGCUGUUCUUCAACGGCAAGUAGUUACUCAAGUGAGCAGUGGCUGAGGCUUAUGGGAAGUACUACUGCAAUGCCACAAACAACUGAUAUAGCUCAGUUUCAAAGACUUUGCAGAAGAAGCUAGACUAUAUUUCCAUUACUUGAUUGAACUGAGACAUGUGCUUUUACCAGCACUGUAAAGAUUUCCUAACAUUAUUAUGGUGACAUUUCACCCAUUGAGUGCCAUACAUAGCACAUGGUACAUAGUGCAGUGUUACUUUGCAUUGCUGCACUGCACACCCUUCUUCCACUCCUGGGUCUACCACUUUCGACAAAUGACUUGCCAUGGCUGUCAUGAUCUACAAGGAUUUGUCUCUUUGUCAUGAAGGCUCUAAAACAAUAUAACUUGUGGAAUUUUAAUAUUAAGCUAGGAGGCAUCAUAACACUGCAAGUCUGUUCCGCAGCUAGAAAAUGUAGAAUUUAUUGUAGAAUGGCUAAAAUCAUUGUAUCAUGGAGUGACAUAUCCUAAAUAGGAUGAUGUGAAUAAUUACAGAUCUGCUGUCAUCUCACUCAACAGUGGAGCAACCAAAACUAUUUACUAAUAAAAAUAAAAAUGUUUCUUGCAUCUGAAUUUUUAUUCAGGUAAAUUAGUGGGUUAUUCAAACGUAUUUAUCUCUUUUGUUCAGUGAUAAGUUCAAAAUUUAUGAGAUGGCCUAAAAUGUACUCAAUGUGGACACUACACCAUUUGUUUUUUGUUUGUUUUUUAUCUAAGAUAUGUUUGUUUGUCAAUGUGUAUCAAGUCAAGGUUGUAUUUGUGUCUUUGAAUGCAGGGAUGCACACAAGGAGUGUUUGUGAGUGUUUUUGUCUGUGUGGAGUUAUCAUGUGUAGGAAUGCAGUAAUGUAUUGUUGUUGUGGUGUCAUCUUCAUCUGCAUGCAACGAUGUGUGUUAAUUCAGAUGUAUCAUUGUAUAGUUUGUCAGUAUGUUUGUAUUUGUUUGUAUAUGUGUGUGUGAAUGCAUAGCUUUGUUUGUGUAUUGAUGGUCAGUGUGUAUGUUUGUGUUAGAACUCAGGUGCUAUCUGCACCCUUUUCCUCUCAAAUAAUUUAUCCCCUCCCUAAACAUUUCAACUAGUCACCUUCCCUGGUCACUACCCUUCUAUGUGCCACUUCUUUUC
This is a messenger RNA of Pelobates cultripes (western spadefoot toad), 45015 nucleotides long. NCBI's taxonomy places the organism in Eukaryota, Metazoa, Chordata, Amphibia, Anura, Pelobatidae. The record is from the annotation of a GenBank genome assembly.